UUUUCCCUCCCAAGUACCAAAAUAACUAUGGUGAACACCACAGGUGGUGCAAGACUAUGACUUGUCUAGUGUAGGGUUCUUUAAAUUGAACUAUCCUACGCACUUAAACCAGAAGUAGGAGUGAUGGGAACUAGACUAAGGCAACCAUGGGUUGCUUUCGGCUCCUAUGGAGUCUUCUCAUACUGGCCAUAUUGGCCGAAGGAAAUAGGCCGCGCCAUACGGCGAAGAGUCUCAAGAAGGAGAACAAAACUACAGGCUCACAAGGGAAACGACAGUUUAUAGCCUACAAUUACCCAAAUACCGCAACCUCUGGACCCCAGUAUAACCAAGGCCAGACACAACCAUGCUGCCCGCAAGGAAUGUACUGUCCAGACAUGCCUCCGUGCGUGGACGGUGCGAGGCCAGAGCCACAGUAUCCUCAGUACAGCGGUGUGCAGCCUAAGGCUGUUUUAGUAGAUCCCUCAACAGCCGCGCUUGCGCAGCAGAUGGGUGACUUUCCUGCGCCUGCGCCUACGCAUGCUCCAACAAAGCCUGCCGCUGACCUGCCUCCGGAUAGGAAGCAGAUCUACGACGUGAAUGGGCAGAAGUUCAAAAGCAUGGGUUGCUGGAAGGACACAUGGGAUCGUGCUAUCGCCCCCCUGGAAGGCAAGCACCCUUUGCUGAUGGAGCCCGACUACAAGGCCAGGACUAACGCUCUAAUGAAGUGCGCUACGGCCGCAAAAGAUUUCAACCUCACGAUGUUUGCGGUACAGAACGGGGGCCAGUGCUUCGGAGACACAACAGAGGCACGGUCCUACAUGAAGUUUGGCCCUAGUAUCAGCUGUCGCGGCGACGGUGAAGGAGGACCUUGGGGCAACGAGGUCUACAGUUUCAUCGAGCCCGAGAACAAGGGAAAGUCGAAGACAAUUUUGGAUGAAUCAACGGUCAAGCCUGACUCUGAGGAUAUCGUUGUGCCAGGUAUCAUCGAUGUCGAUGCUGAUACACCGAGACCCACAGCGGUCACGAAACCGACGAUGAUGGCGACACCGACAAUGUCGAGAAUCGACCAAGUAGAUUUCAUUCCUGCUGCCCAUGAAAAGGAAGAUAAAAAUGACGAGGAAGUGCCAACCGUGAAAAUAACCGCCGAAUAUGCUCCAACGCCAGCUUCACGUAUUCCCGAUAUACAGAAGGAUAUUAACGAUAUUCCGCCCGAGCAUAAGAUACCGUCUCACGGGAUACAUGUGAAUGCAUCAGAAGAAUCGGAGAAUGAUCUUGUCGAUUCUGAAAUGCUCUCAGAGCCGACUCAUUCUAGUUUCCAUCACGAGACGCCGAUAAAUGAAGAGGUCAAUGGCAUACCACUAAACGACGAAAUGAAUCCCGCAACAUCGACUACUGACGAUGAAAAGAAUUUCUUAGAGAGUUUAUUGCCCCAUGAUAAAGAAGUCAGCAAAUCGACUUCAGGAUUCCACAGGGCGGUACAUUCUCUGCCAGAGAAAACAAUUGCAACAGCCAAAGUGAGUUCCUUGAAGAAAGGCGAUGUCGCCCCUAAAGUUCCCAUGUCAGCGCAGGAUAUGAAGGACGAACUGACGGCGUACGAUUUUCCCAGUAAGCACAUGUCAGCUGUUACGACAGGAGAUGCCUCUGUCGUUCCUGACACAAGCAAUCAGCUGUCUCAGCAGCAGGCUGGGCUCCCAGACUUGAUGUCAGAAGGCACUGAAAGUGAUACCUCCAAAGACUUAGCCGCGCUUCACAAGGAAACACAAGAGCAUGAACCAGCUUCCAACGCCGCGCCUAACCUCCUGGAGCAACUCCCACCUCAGCAGACUGUCGGCACUGCUCAUGCGCAAGACACGUCCCACAUGGCUCAAGUUAAUCCAGACGCUCAUCUUGGUCCACCAUCAGUUAUAAAGACACCCGAUGAGCUUGGUCCUCCCCUGGAGGUGCCCAAGUCGUCUGCCACAAGCGAAGAUGAGUUUGGGGAGUUUGGCCAGCCAUCGAAGGCGGAAGGCUUCAGCCCCCCGCUUGACACAGAAAGCCUAGGACCGCCUCUAGAAGACCAUGAGACAGAGGUCGGGGCGCAUGAAUCCAUACCACAGGGUGACCCGGAAGCUAACAGCAGGCUCGAUACGAGUCCUAUAAGACGUCUUCCACCCCUCCGUCAACCUGCGCAUGUCUGUCUACCAUGUCCGACAGCGAGGCCCACGGCACCUACAGCAUGCAAGGCCCCACUAGACGUGGUGUUCCUAGUGGACGGGUCGAGGAGUGUGGAGAGACAAGGAGUGGGGAACUUCCGCCGCGAGUUGUCUAUGAUUCGCGAUAUGAGUGCGGGAUUCAUCAUAUCUCGGACUAAUGUCCGGUUUGGUCUUGUCGUCUACGGCACGCGUCCGAGGGUCGUGUUCGGUCUUAACGGAUUCAGAAAUAACGGCGGACUGUUUAACGCACUGAAUAGACCUAUCAAGAAUCCACAAACGGGCUCAAGGAUCGGACUGGCCUUGCGUGCUGCUUACACUAGAGUGCUUGCAAGAAGCCCACGUCGCGGCGCCACCAAAAUCAUAGUGGUUUUGGCAGACGGUCGGUCAGAAGACGAUGUCCGUCGACCCUCUAACGCACUCCAAGCGCGCGGGGUCAAGAUAUUUGCAAUCGGUAUCGGUCGCUAUAUCAACGGCCGUCAGUUAGAUCAGUUGGCGUCACGGCCGAGACGAACCCACAUUUUUACGGCAGAUUGGCCCCAUCUCAAGCUCAUCAUUAACCAUGUCAGGAAUGCCAUUUGCUUAGGUAGCGGUGGCACCCUGAUACGAGCGACACAUCGAGUCUGUAUUUGCCCUGUCAAACCAGGUCCGCCUACUAAGCGCCCUACCAUCACGACGAAACCAACCCGUAGACCAGUGUUCCCUCCAGUGCUGGCAAUCUACCCGCUCAGUCGCACAUCACGUGGCCGCGACAUCAGCGGACAUCGGAACCCCACCGGACGCCUUACCAAUGUCCGCCCUGCGCCCGGCCCGGACGGAAUUCCGGCUGGCUCUACAUACUUCUAUGGUCGCCGCAACUCGUAUAUCUUGUUCCCUAACACUGGAAAACUUGAUGCCACCUACUCGGUCACAUUCAUAGCAUGGGUCUACCCUCAAGGGACUGGUCCCAUAUUCCAUUAUGCACACGGUGGUGUCCGGUUAUGGGUCAGCAAGAGGAGUAUUGAAGUGGUGUUUGUCAGACGCACCGCACGGGCAACGAAGCCCUUGAUCGCUCUCAAGGUUCUCCGUCCAAACCAGUGGAACUAUAUCUCUGCUUCGUACAACUUCAAGACUGGAGUGGCAAAGAUCUGGAAGAAUUCACGCCCCGUAUUCUCGCGUUUCAUUGGACGUAUCCGAUUGGCUACUAACCGCCCAAUCAGGAUGGGCGCUUUGUCACAUGACAUGAGGUACUUCCGUGGUCGUGUGUCAUGUAUGCAGAUCUACAGCUACGAGUUGACUGGCGCAGAGAUUCAGAAGGUUAAACGACUAUGCUUCAGAGCACGACCAACUAAGAGACCUACCGGCAAACCAACGACCAAGCCUAUCACCCUACCGCCAGCAGUGGCGUUCUAUCCUCUUACCAAGGUCUACAGGGCAGUCGACGUGAGCAGAAGUCGUAACCCUCCCGGCCGAAUUAGAAACGCCCGACCAGCGCCUGGCCCGGACGGCUCUCCAAAUGGGUCAUACCGAUUUAACGGUCGAAGAAACAGCUACAUAGUGUUCCCAAAUCGCGGAAGACUAGACACUCGUAACUCGAUUACCUUGAUAGCGUGGGUGAAUCGCGAGGGACGGGACGGACCCGUCUUCAAUUACAAUCCCGCGGGUUUUGGCGUCCACAUGUGGAUUAUCCAAAGGAACGUGCUCUUCGCCAGGUUUGUGACACGAAAGAAGCGCUCCACACCCGCUCUCACCGUGAGGAUUAAACAUAGAGCGUGGAACUUCGUAGCAGCCACGUAUGAUCAUCGGACAGGCGUCGGAAAGUUGUUCGUGGAUGGGGUUAAAGCUGGUUCGAGGAAGAUUGGUCGGAUUCGCCUCGGCACGAACUUCCCGGCCCGCAUGGGUGCGCGCAUACGUGAUAGACGGUAUUUCCGCGGACGUAUCACCUGCAUGCAGGUGUAUGAUCGGGCGCUGACUGCACAUCAGAUUCGAAUCGCACGAAAUUUAUGCUUCAGAGCCUGGCCCACACCCAAGCCUCCGAAAACUCUUCCAACGCCAACAAGACGACCAGUGUGCAAACCCAAACUCGAUCUUGGAUUCCUGAUCGAUGGUUCUGGAAGCAUCAAUCACCGCAAUGGAAGAAAUUUCGUCGAAAUCAUACGCUUCACAAAACUUCUAAUCAGCUCAUUCCAGAUCUCCCGGCGUCAAACCCGAGUAGGCGUGGUUCUGUUUUCGGGACGUCCAUACUUGAUAUUCAACUUUAAUAAGUACUCCCGAAAACAGGAUGUCCUUAAAGGCGUGGACCAGAUCCGUUAUCCACGCGGAAAUACCUUCGCUGGAAGGGCUCUUACGUUUGUGAAGAGGUACCUUUUCAGCGGGGUUCCCUCACGCUCUCGUAAAAGGGUCCUGAUCGUUUUAACGGAUGGCAAGUCUCGGGACUCUGUCACCGGGCCCGCUUUGGCUCUAAAGAGGGCCGGUGUCAGGGUAUACGGCGUUGGAGUUGGCCGCGCGUUUAGUAGGGCUCAGCUACGACGCAUCUCCACGGAUCGCAGACAUAUGUUCACUGUGGGCUUCAAGGCACUGAGACGUCUUGUCGGGGUCAUGAAGAACCGCCUGUGCAGAGAAGUGCGACCAACGCCUACAAAACCAACAAAGCGCCCAACCCGUCCCACACGACCUCCAAAGCCGACUAAGCCAGCUCCUGUACCUCCUGCAAUGGGAAUCUACCCAUUAAACGGUAUCUACCAAGGCCGCGACAUCGGCAUCUAUCGGAAUCCUUCCGCACGACUAUAUAAUGUCGGUAUAGGCUCAGGACCCGAUGGCCUUCCGGCAGGCUCCGUGCAACUUCGUGGCCUCCCGAACAGCUAUAUCUACUACCCGAACAGAGGUCGUCUUGACACCAAGAACUCCAUAACAAUCGCGAUGUGGCUGCGCCCAGAGAGUCGCGGUCCAGUGUUCCACUACAUGCCUAGUGGCGCCGGCGUCAAUGUCUGGAUGUUGCGAACCAAUACUGUGAUCGUGCGCUUCGUGAAUAGGAAUCGUCGGCUCGUCCGGUCGGUCUCGAGUCGCGGGGUUAAACCGCGUCGAUGGAAUUACUUGGCGUUUACAUACGACGCCCGGACAGGACUUGGAACAAUCUGGAGAAACUCAGUCCCCAUCGCACAGCGUAACCUGGGUCGGUUCCGCCUGGCCACCAAUCAUCCCGCAGUGUCCGGUCGUAAGCAGAGAAGCAGAUGGUUCUUCCGCGGUGGGAUCGCGUGCGUGCAUGUCUACAGCACCGCUCUCAACGCCUAUCAGAUUAGUGCUAUCAAGAAAUCGUGCUUCAGGGCACCAAUUACAAGACCAACACCACAACCUCUACCUGUCGUUGUCGCUAUCUACCCCUUGGAUAAAAGCAAUCGCGGGCGCGACGUCAGCGGUUCUCGACGCCCAACUGGACGCUUUAGUCAGGUCAACUUUGCUACCGGACCGGACGGGGUGUCCAAGACCUCAACAGCAUUUUAUGGAAUCAGGACCAGCUUUGUAGAAAUUCCGAACCGUGGACUGCUGGAUACGCGGAACUCGAUUACCAUUUUAGCGUGGAUCUACCACAGCGGCAAGUCUGGCCCUAUCAUCAACUACAACCCUGGCCCAAAAUGGGGGCUGCAUAUGUGGAUGACCUCUCCGAGGACCAUUCUCGUCCGGUUUGUGACAAGAAAUGGAAGGCUCACCCCGCCCCUAGUAGCCUAUCGUCGCAUAAGAUACCGCGCUUGGAGUUACGUGGGCGCAACUUACAACCAGCGGACUCGCUUGGCAACACUGUGGAUCAACGGGAAGCCUGUGGUUCGUCGUAACAUUGGCCGCAUUCAGCUUGCCACCGACAGAGCUAUCAGGCUUGGUGCCAAGAUCCGUGACCGCAGAUACUUCCGUGGUCGCAUCUCUUGUGUGCAGAUCUAUAGUGUGGCGUUGAACGCGGCUCAGAUUCGUGCCGCUAGGAAAAGGUGCUUUAAAGCUCCUCCCCCUACCAAACCCACGCGACCAACUCUUCGGCCCACUAGACCCACAAGACCGCCCCAGCCACCCAUAACAGUGUGCCGCUCUACGGUUGACUUGGGUUUCGUCAUCGAUGGUUCUGGAAGCAUAGAGCAUUAUGGUCGUGGCAACUUCCGGCUGGUCCUCAACUUCGUUAGCGCCAUCAUCAACUCGUUCACAAUCUCACGCCGUCAGACUCGCGUUGGCGUCGUUCUAUACUCUUCUCGACCCUAUUUGAUAUUCAACUUCCGGCGGUAUUCCAGCAAAUCCGCAGUCCUUCGGGCAGUCCGAUCCAUACGUUAUCCUCGCGGAAGUACGUUUAUUGGGAAAGCCCUGCGUUACGCGAGGCGAAAGCUGUUCCCCGGUUCCAGGCCGCGAAGUCGCAAGAGAGUACUUAUAGUCCUCACUGAUGGCAUAUCCCGUGACCGAGUGACAGGCCCAUCACGUGACUUGCGCCGCUCGUCCCAGGCCGUGAUCUACUCAGUGGGUAUCGGACGUCGCUUCAAGCGCUCUGAGCUUAACAAGAUCGCAGGCGACGCAAGCCGCGUAUUCGUUGCCAGAUUCAGAGAACUGAAGAAGAUCGUUCGCUCAAUAACCAAGCGAGUCUGCCGACCUUACGUUCCUCCUACGAAAAGACCAACUCGGCCGUUGCCUAAAUCCUCUGCGGUGUAUCCGCUGGACAAACCAAGGCGCGGGCGCGACAUUAGUCGCAACAGGAAUCCCAUCGCUCGACUUGUAAAUGUCUCUCUCAAACCCGGUCCCGACGGUCGGCGAGACGGCUCGACGCAGUUCUACGGCAGUCGUAACAGCUUCGUGGAGAUUCCGUACCUGCCGAAGCUGCGAGCUAAACACUCGGUCACUAUUCUUGCGUGGGUGUACCACGAGGGUCGCGCGGGGCCGAUUGUGAACUUUGACCGAGAUGGGUGGGGUGUUCACUUUUGGAUGGUAGCGCCCCGUAGGCUGUUCGCACGGUUCGUCACGCGAAAAGGAAAAAUGACCACCCCAGUCACCACAAAGAAAUUCAGGUAUAAGGCAUGGAACUAUGUUGGCGCAAGUUACGAUGACAGGACAGGAAUUGCCUCGCUAUUCGUGGAUGGCGUCGUGGUGGCCAAGCGCUUUAUCGGUCGCCGACUACGUCUUAAUACAAAGCACUCUAUCCGGCUUGGUGCACGGAAAGGCGACGGAAGGUACUUCAAGGGGAGACUCUUCUGUGUUCAGUUGUUCAACUACGCGCUCACUUCGCGGCAGGUGCGAGCUGCUAGACGACGUUGCUUUCUUAAAGCACCGAUCACACGUCCACCGCCAACGCCUCGGCCAACAAAACCUCCACGAGUUUGCAGAGUCCGUAUCGAUCUUGGCUUCUUGAUCGACGUCUCACACGGUAUGCGCCGUGAUGGAGGCUCCACCUUGCCACAGCUAAAGCGCUUCAUCCGCCAGAUUCUCCGGCGAUUUGCACUCGGGAGCCGCCAUACGCGAGUCGGCAUCAUCACCUACAGCACGAAAUCGCGUGCUAUGAUAAGCAUUCAUCGCGGCAUUACCACCAGAACGCUCACCCGUGUCACCUCGCGUAUCCGAUUCCUACGCGGCCCCAGACGUACAGGUAGAGCCUUGAGGUACGCCCGUAAGUACUUAUUCCGUGGAAAGCCUCGUUGCGGCCGUCGUAGAGUUCUUAUCGUUGUGACGAGUGGACGGUCUGGGGACCGAGUGCGGAAGCCCUCAAGCGAGCUACAGGCGGUUGGUGUCGAGAUUGUUGCGGUCAGUAUAGGGGGUGGAGGGCGCCGACAAGUCACAAGGAUUGCUAGUACUAGGAGUCAUGUCUUUGUCGUGGGCAUCAAGCGUCUGGUGAAAAUUGUUGGCAGAAUCCAAGCACGUGUUUGUACCGCAUCGGUUAUUCGCCGUAAAGCACCAGUCGCCAUUUAUCCGCUGAAUGUCCAAAGUCGUGGGCGAGAUGUCAGCGCCGCUCACAACCCGCCCGCGAGACUUUACAAUGUCCGACUUGUGUCCGGUCCUGAUGGUCACCCACAGGGUGCAUACAAGUUCUACGGUCGCCGCAACAGCUUUGUCCUCUACCCGAACAACGGCUGUCUUGACACUCGCUUUUCCAUGACCAUCAUUGCCUGGGUUUAUCCAGAAAGCUGGGGACCCAUAUUUCACUACAACACCAGAGGAUGGGGAGUUCACCUCUGGUUAACACGUACUAAUGAGUUAUUUGUACGGUUUGUACCGCGUACCGGACGCACGGCACAGUUUGUUUCAAGCCGUAACAUACGACCACGCACGUGGAAUUACAUCGCAGCUACAUUUGACCACCGCCGAGGUGUGGCCACUUUGUGGAACAACGCGAUACCAAUUGGUCAGCGGAGGGUUACGGUCUCACGCGCAGGCCUGGCUACUAAUUACCCGGCUGUCACUGGGUACAAGGUCGGAGACAGGAGGAUUUUCAGAGGACGGGUAUCCUGUGUGCAGAUCUUCAACUAUGCCCUUAACGGUGCUCAGAUAAGGAGCCGAAAGAAGGCCUGCUUUUUGCCAGUGCCUACGCGUCCAACAAGAAGACCCACUCGGCCCAUUCCUAAACCGGUUUGCAAGGUUGAAGUAGACGUUGCCUUUCUCAUCGACGGCUCAAGCAGUAUAUUAUCUCGUCGCACGUCUCGUCACUUUGCCAAGAUGGUUCGGUUUGUCAAGACUCUGAUUGGGUUCUUACCCGUGUCUGGAGGUAGAACUCGGGUGGCGGUUGUCUUGUUCUCCGGGAGACCUUACUUUGUGUUUGGUCUCCGACGGUAUAACAACAAGAGACAGAUGCUUCGAGCCUUGAGCAACUUGAGGUUCCCACACGGCAACACAAAGAUCGGACAAGCCUUGAGGUACGUCAAGCAGCGAGUGUUUCCUCGCUCAUCACGCACGCGCAAGCAAGUUCUGGUGGUAUUGACAGAUGGGAUCUCCCGCGAUCCCGUCUCUUCCCCUGCACGCUCCCUUAAAAAGUCUGGCGUCGAAAUCAUAUGUCUCGGCAUUGGAAAAAAGUUUCGCAGAGGUCAGCUCAACCUCAUCGCGACGUCCAGGCGUCACGUUUAUACCGCAAGGUUCGGCAGACUAACCAGCGUGCUGCGGGCUAUUAAAUUAACAAUGUGUGCUCCUCGACCGCGCCCACCUGUACCGACGAAGCGGCCUACUCCGACUAGACGACCAGUUCCCGCCCCAGUCUGCAAGACUCGAUUAGACCUUGGCUUCCUCAUCGACGGGUCGGGUAGCAUCGAGAAGCAAGGGCGUGGGAACUUUGCCAAAAUCAUAGCGUUUGUUAAGACGUUUGUAGGAUUCCUUCCUUUUGGACGUGGCAAAACACGCAUUGGUGUGGUACUUUACUCGUCCCGUGCCAUUCCCGUGUUUAGGUUAAACCGAUUCUCCACCAGAAAGCAAGUGCUCAGGGCGCUCGAUAAAAUUAGGUACCCUAGAGGGGGUACCAAGACAGGUAAAGCGCUAGACUUCACCAGACGUUACCUCUUUCCCCGCAACAAUGCACGCCGUAAACAGGCCCUGGUCGUGAUCACAGACGGUCUUUCUCAGGACAGAGUUCAAACACCUGCUGCGCGCCUUAAGGCCAAUGGGGUCCAAGUUAUCGCUGUUGCUGUUGCUACAUCGUCUCGGUUACGCAAAAAAGUGCAGAGAUCAUUACAUGCAAUUGCUUCCAAGGGGAAGGUCUUCAGUUCUGGAUUCAGCACUCUUGGGGUCAUUCUGAGGUCGAUCAAACGCACCUUAUGCGAACCUGUUCCUGUGACGAUCAAACCUACUGUUCCUACACGCACUCCAGUCCCAAGGCCACCAGCAGCAGCAGUGUACCCGCUAGACAAGCGACGUAGAGGCAAGGACAUCAGUCGUAGCGGCAACCAGCCGGCCAGAUCUGUAGGUGUCCGAUGGGCGCCUGGCCCAGACGGAAGACGACAAGGCUCUACCCAGUUCUUCGGACGGUCUAACAGCUAUGUCGAGAUUCCUUACUCGAGACGGACUGCUCCCCAGACGUCUGUGACCAUCUUAGCGUGGGUCUAUCAUGAAGGCAGACAGGGGCCUAUAGUCCACUACAAUCCCAACGGAUGGGCCGUGCACUUCUGGAUGGUCGGACCUCGCACCCUGUUCGCCCGAUUUUUCAUGAAUAGAAGAGUUGCUUCCAAGUAUAUAACGAGCAAGGCUUUCCGGUAUCGUGCCUGGAACUAUGUGGGUACUACGUAUAAUGGACGUACGGGUAUUGCGAAAUUGUUUGUCAAUUCCAGACAAGUCGCCAGGAAAAACGUCGGCAGGUCUCGCCUGUCUACCAGGUAUCCUAUACGCAUUGGUGCUACAAGACAUGAUCGCCGACACUUCAAGGGACGCGUGUUCUGUGUGCAGAUCUACGGAAAAGUAUUAAACAGAAAACAGAUCAACGACUUGAAGAAGAGGUGUUUUGUACGCAUUCCUCAACCAACUCCACGACCAACACCACCCAAGCCAACCGCACCGCCCAAAGUUUGUCGACAACGGAUGGAUUUGGGAUUCCUUAUCGACAUUUCCUCUCAAGUCAGACGUGCAAACAUUGGGAAUAUUCGUCUCUUUAUCAAGGAAAUGGUUCGUAGGUUUGUCGUGUCUCGACGAGAGACACGUGUAGGAAUCGUCGUUUAUUCGUCCAGACAGCAAAGGGUACUUGCUCUCAGUCAAUCUAUUAGCCGUUCUAGUGUCUACCGCGUGUUGUCACGAAUCAGAAUCAUCCGCGGACAGCGCAGGACAGGCAGAGCUUUGAGGUACACUACAAAAUAUCUGUUCUCAGGAAAGCCACAGUGCGGCCGCAAGAGGGUUCUUGUGGUUCUGACAAGUGGUGGAUCUGUGGACAGUGUUCGCAUACCGGCGAGAGGACUUGCAAACAUCGGAGUGGAAGUAUUUGUAUUGGCAACCAGGAGAGGACGCAACCUAAGGCAGAUUGCCACCUCGAGUCGGCAUGUAAUAUAUGUUUCGUACCGUAAUCUAAUCAGCAAGGUCGUUUACCUGAAGAACAGGGUCUGCACCUCUCCUAGAAUUAUCGUACGACGAGGUGCCGUAGGCCUGUACAUGUUGACCAGUGCUAGUGGAGCUCGUGACGUCAGUCGCAACAGAAACCCUCCCGCAAGGUUCAGCUACGUCAGCUACAUUAAAGGACCCGACAGGCACCCAAAAGGAGCACUAUAUUUCCGUGGGAGAAAGAACAGUUAUGUGCGAAUACCUAACACGGGAUGUCUAGACACGAGGCAGUCGAUAACUAUCACUGUGUGGGUGUAUGCAGAGUCGCCCGGUCCGAUUGUCCAUUACAACCCACGUGGCAAAGGCGUCGGUCUCUGGAUGUCGAGAAGCAAUGAAGUGUCGGCUAUCUUUGUCGACCGUUCCCGAUCACGUGUCUACCGCGUAAAGAGCAGGAACAUUCAACGGCGACGAUGGAUCUACUAUUCCUUGACGUAUGACCGGCGAAGUGCCUUGGCCACGUUGUGGAAGAAUGCCGUGCCCAUCUCACAAAGACGAUUGCCACAGCUACGAGUGGGUCUAGCGACGAACUAUCCAGUUUCCAUAGGUGCAAUUCCUGGAAGUCGUCAAUAUUUCCGCGGCCGUGUGGCUUGCCUACAAAUUUAUCCAAGAGCAUUGACUGCCGCCCAGCUGAAAUCAAAGAUGAUUGCUUGCUUCAGAUCAGUUCCCAUUCCUCCUGUGCCAACUAAACGCCCCACUUGUAAGGUCCGUCUUGAUCUGGGUUUCUUAAUUGACGGUUCUGGUAGCAUCGAAAGGCAGGGUCGAGGUAACUUCGGCCGAGUGAUCAACUUCAUCAAGACCAUCGUCAGUCUUUUGCCAGUAUCACCAAGGCAGACCAGGAUAGGGGCUGUUCUAUUCUCUUCCCGUCCGUACCUGAUGUUCAACUUCCAGAAAUACCGAACAGUGCGGCAGGUCCUUGCUGCCUUACAGCGUAUCAGGUACCCACGCGGAGGAACAAAGACUGGACGAGCAUUGAGGUACACGUACAGCCGACUAUUCCGAUCCAGGUCACGUGUCCACAAACAGGCGCUUAUCGUGCUGACAGACGGCAAAUCCCAAGACUCUGUUGGCCAACCGGCCGCUUUCAUCAAAAAUCAAGGAGUUGAAUUGUUUGCUAUCGGAGUAGGCAGGAACUACCGACGGCGGGAUCUGAAUCAGAUUGCAUCAAGAGGCAACGUUUUCACUGCCAAGUUUGAAAACCUGGGAAGGAUAAUUGGUGCUAUUAAAUCUAAAGUUUGCAGACCACAACCGAUUACACCAAAACCCGUGCCACCUACUGUUCCUACAAGGCCUCCAGUCCCAAGGCCACCAGCAGCAGCAGUGUACCCGCUAGACAAGCGACGUAGAGGCAAGGACAUCAGUCGUAGCGGCAACCAGCCGGCCAGAUCUGUAGGUGUCCGAUGGGCGCCUGGCCCAGACGGAAGACGACAAGGCUCUACCCAGUUCUUCGGACGGUCUAACAGCUAUGUCGAGAUUCCUUACUCGAGACGGACUGCUCCCCAUACGUCUGUGACAAUCUUAGCGUGGGUCUAUCAUGAAGGCAGACAGGGGCCUAUAGUCCACUACAAUCCCAACGGAUGGGCCGUGCACUUGUGGAUGGUCGGACCUCGCACCCUGUUCGCCCGAUUUUUCAUGAAUAGAAGAGUUGCUUCCAAGUAUAUAACGAGCAAGGCUUUCCGGUAUCGUGCCUGGAACUAUGUGGGUACUACGUAUAAUGGACGUACGGGUAUUGCGAAAUUGUUUGUCAAUUCCAGACAAGUCGCCAGGAAAAACGUCGGCAGGUCUCGCCUGUCUACCAGGUAUCCUAUACGCAUUGGUGCUACAAGACAUGAUCGCCGACACUUCAAGGGACGCGUGUUCUGUGUGCAGAUCUACGGAAAAGUAUUAAACAGAAAACAGAUCAACGACUUGAAGAAGAGGUGUUUUGUACGCAUUCCUCAACCAACUCCACGACCAACACCACCCAAGCCAACCGCACCGCCCAAAGUUUGUCGACAACGGAUGGAUUUGGGAUUCCUUAUCGACAUUUCCUCUCAAGUCAGACGUGCAAACAUUGGGAAUAUUCGUCUCUUUAUCAAGGAAAUGGUUCGUAGGUUUGUCGUGUCUCGACGAGAGACACGUGUAGGAAUCGUCGUUUAUUCGUCCAGACAGCAAAGGGUACUUGCUCUCAGUCAAUCUAUUAGCCGUUCUAGUGUCUACCGCGUGUUGUCACGAAUCAGAAUCAUCCGCGGACAGCGCAGGACAGGCAGAGCUUUGAGGUACACUACAAAAUAUCUGUUCUCAGGAAAGCCACAGUGCGGCCGCAAGAGGGUUCUUGUGGUUCUGACAAGUGGUGGAUCUGUGGACAGUGUUCGCAUACCGGCGAGAGGACUUGCAAACAUCGGAGUGGAAGUAUUUGUAUUGGCAACCAGAAGAGGACGCAACCUAAGGCAGAUUGCCACCUCGAGUCGGCAUGUAAUAUAUGUUUCGUACCGUAAUCUAAUCAGCAAGGUCGUUUACCUGAAGAACAGGGUCUGCACCUCUCCUAGAAUUAUCGUACGACGAGGUGCCGUAGGCCUGUACAUGUUGACCAGUGCUAGUGGAGCUCGUGACGUCAGUCGCAACAGAAACCCUCCCGCAAGGUUCAGCUACGUCAGCUACAUUAAAGGACCCGACAGGCACCCAAAAGGAGCACUAUAUUUCCGUGGGAGAAGGAACAGUUAUGUGCGAAUACCUAACACGGGAUGUCUAGACACGAGGCAGUCGAUAACUAUCACUGUGUGGGUGUAUGCAGAGUCGCCCGGUCCGAUUGUCCAUUACAACCCACGUGGCAAAGGCGUCGGUCUCUGGAUGUCGAGAAGCAAUGAAGUGUCGGCUAUCUUUGUCGACCGUUCCCGAUCACGUGUCUACCGCGUAAAGAGCAGGAACAUUCAACGGCGACGAUGGAUCUACUAUUCCUUGACGUAUGACCGGCGAAGUGCCUUGGCCACGUUGUGGAAGAAUGCCGUGCCCAUCUCACAAAGACGAUUGCCACAGCUACGAGUGGGUCUAGCGACGAACUAUCCAGUUUCCAUAGGUGCAAUUCCUGGAAGUCGUCAAUAUUUCCGCGGCCGUGUGGCUUGCCUACAAAUUUAUCCAAGAGCAUUGACUGCCGCCCAGCUGAAAUCAAAGAUGAUUGCUUGCUUCAGAUCAGUUCCCAUUCCUCCUGUGCCAACUAAACGCCCCACUUGUAAGGUCCGUCUUGAUCUGGGUUUCUUAAUUGACGGUUCUGGUAGCAUCGAAAGGCAGGGUCGAGGUAACUUCGGCCGAGUGAUCAACUUCAUCAAGACCAUCGUCAGUCUUUUGCCAGUAUCACCAAGGCAGACCAGGAUAGGGGCUGUUCUAUUCUCUUCCCGUCCGUACCUGAUGUUCAACUUCCAGAAAUACCGAACAGUGCGGCAGGUCCUUGCUGCCUUACAGCGUAUCAGGUACCCACGCGGAGGAACAAAGACUGGACGAGCAUUGAGGUACACGUACAGCCGACUAUUCCGAUCCAGGUCACGUGUCCGCAAACAGGCGCUUAUCGUGCUGACAGACGGCAAAUCCCAAGACUCUGUUGGCCAACCGGCCGCUUUCAUCAAAAAUCAAGGAGUUGAAUCGUUUGCUAUCGGAGUAGGCAGGAACUACCGACGGCGGGAUCUUAAUCAGAUUGCAUCAAGAGGCAACGUUUUCACUGCCAAGUUUGAAAACCUGGGAAGGAUAAUUGGUGCUAUUAAAUCUAAAGUUUGCAGACCACAACCGAUUACACCAAAACCCGUGCCACCUACUGUUCCUACAAGGCCUCCAGUCCCAAGGCCACCAGCAGCAGCAGUGUACCCGCUAGACAAGCGACGUAGAGGCAAGGACAUCAGUCGUAGCGGCAACCAGCCGGCCAGAUCUGUAGGUGUCCGAUGGGCGCCUGGCCCAGACGGAAGACGACAAGGCUCUACCCAGUUCUUCGGACGGUCUAACAGCUAUGUCGAGAUUCCUUACUCGAGACGGACUGCUCCCCAUACGUCUGUGACAAUCUUAGCGUGGGUCUAUCAUGAAGGCAGACAGGGGCCUAUAGUCCACUACAAUCCCAACGGAUGGGCCGUGCACUUGUGGAUGGUCGGACCUCGCACCCUGUUCGCCCGAUUUUUCAUGAAUAGAAGAGUUGCUUCCAAGUAUAUAACGAGCAAGGCUUUCCGGUAUCGUGCCUGGAACUAUGUGGGUACUACGUAUAAUGGACGUACGGGUAUUGCGAAAUUGUUUGUCAAUUCCAGACAAGUCGCCAGGAAAAACGUCGGCAGGUCUCGCCUGUCUACCAGGUAUCCUAUACGCAUUGGUGCUACAAGACAUGAUCGCCGACACUUCAAGGGACGCGUGUUCUGUGUGCAGAUCUACGGAAAAGUAUUAAACAGAAAACAGAUCAACGACUUGAAGAAGAGGUGUUUUGUACGCAUUCCUCAACCAACUCCACGACCAACACCACCCAAGCCAACCGCACCGCCCAAAGUUUGUCGACAACGGAUGGAUUUGGGAUUCCUUAUCGACAUUUCCUCUCAAGUCAGACGUGCAAACAUUGGGAAUAUUCGUCUCUUUAUCAAGGAAAUGGUUCGUAGGUUUGUCGUGUCUCGACGAGAGACACGUGUAGGAAUCGUCGUUUAUUCGUCCAGACAGCAAAGGGUACUUGCUCUCAGUCAAUCUAUUAGCCGUUCUAGUGUCUACCGCGUGUUGUCACGAAUCAGAAUCAUCCGCGGACAGCGCAGGACAGGCAGAGCUUUGAGGUACACUACAAAAUAUCUGUUCUCAGGAAAGCCACAGUGCGGCCGCAAGAGGGUUCUUGUGGUUCUGACAAGUGGUGGAUCUGUGGACAGUGUUCGCAUACCGGCGAGAGGACUUGCAAACAUCGGAGUGGAAGUAUUUGUAUUGGCAACCAGAAGAGGACGCAACCUAAGGCAGAUUGCCACCUCGAGUCGGCAUGUAAUAUAUGUUUCGUACCGUAAUCUAAUCAGCAAGGUCGUUUACCUGAAGAACAGGGUCUGCACCUCUCCUAGAAUUAUCGUACGACGAGGUGCCGUAGGCCUGUACAUGUUGACCAGUGCUAGUGGAGCUCGUGACGUCAGUCGCAACAGAAACCCUCCCGCAAGGUUCAGCUACGUCAGCUACAUUAAAGGACCCGACAGGCACCCAAAAGGAGCACUAUAUUUCCGUGGGAGAAGGAACAGUUAUGUGCGAAUACCUAACACGGGAUGUCUAGACACGAGGCAGUCGAUAACUAUCACUGUGUGGGUGUAUGCAGAGUCGCCCGGUCCGAUUGUCCAUUACAACCCACGUGGCAAAGGCAUCGGUCUCUGGAUGUCGAGAAGCAAUGAAGUGUCGGCUAUCUAUGUCGACCGUUCCCGAUCACGUGUCUACCGCGUAAAGAGCAGGAACAUUCAACGGCGACGAUGGAUCUACUAUUCCUUGACGUAUGACCGGCGAAGUGCCUUGGCCACGUUGUGGAAGAAUGCCGUGCCCAUCUCACAAAGACGAUUGCCACAGCUACGAGUGGGUCUAGCGACGAACUAUCCAGUUUCCAUAGGUGCAAUUCCUGGAAGUCGUCAAUAUUUCCGCGGCCGUGUGGCUUGCCUACAAAUUUAUCCAAGAGCAUUGACUGCCGCCCAGCUGAAAUCAAAGAUGAUUGCUUGCUUCAGAUCAGUUCCCAUUCCUCCUGUGCCAACUAAACGCCCCACUUGUAAGGUCCGUCUUGAUCUGGGUUUCUUAAUUGACGGUUCUGGUAGCAUCGAAAGGCAGGGUCGAGGUAACUUCGGCCGAGUGAUCAACUUCAUCAAGACCAUCGUCAGUCUUUUGCCAGUAUCACCAAGGCAGACCAGGAUAGGGGCUGUUCUAUUCUCUUCCCGUCCUUACCUGAUGUUCAACUUCCAGAAAUACCGAACAGUGCGUCAGGUCCUUGCUGCCUUACAGCGUAUCAGGUACCCACGCGGAGGAACAAAUACUGGACGAGCAUUGAGGUACACGUACAGCCGACUAUUCCGAUCCAGGUCACGUGUCCGCAAACAGGCGCUUAUCGUGCUGACAGACGGCAAAUCCCAAGACUCUGUUGGCCAACCGGCCGCUUUCAUCAAAAAUCAAGGAGUUGAAUUGUUUGCUAUCGGAGUAGGCAGGAACUACCGACGGCGGGAUCUGAAUCAGAUUGCAUCAAGAGGCAACGUUUUCACUGCCAAGUUUGAAAACCUGGGAAGGAUAAUUGGUGCUAUUAAAUCUAAAGUUUGCAGACCACAACCGAUUACACCAAAACCCGUGCCACCUACUGUUCCUACAAGGCCUCCAGUCCCAAGGCCACCAGCAGCAGCAGUGUACCCGCUAGACAAGCGACGUAGAGGCAAGGACAUCAGUCGUAGCGGCAACCAGCCGGCCAGAUCUGUAGGUGUCCGAUGGGCGCCUGGCCCAGACGGAAGACGACAAGGCUCUACCCAGUUCUUCGGACGGUCUAACAGCUAUGUCGAGAUUCCUUACUCGAGACGGACUGCUCCCCAUACGUCUGUGACAAUCUUAGCGUGGGUCUAUCAUGAAGGCAGACAGGGGCCUAUAGUCCACUACAAUCCCAACGGAUGGGCCGUGCACUUGUGGAUGGUCGGACCUCGCACCCUGUUCGCCCGAUUUUUCAUGAAUAGAAGAGUUGCUUCCAAGUAUAUAACGAGCAAGGCUUUCCGGUAUCGUGCCUGGAACUAUGUGGGUACUACGUAUAAUGGACGUACGGGUAUUGCGAAAUUGUUUGUCAAUUCCAGACAAGUCGCCAGGAAAAACGUCGGCAGGUCUCGCCUGUCUACCAGGUAUCCUAUACGCAUUGGUGCUACAAGACAUGAUCGCCGAUACUUCAAGGGACGCGUGUUCUGUGUGCAGAUCUACGGAAAAGUAUUAAACAGAAAACAGAUCAACGACUUGAAGAAGAGGUGUUUCGUACGCAUUCCUCAACCAACUCCACGACCAACACCACCCAAGCCAACCGCACCGCCCAAAGUUUGUCGACAACGGAUGGAUUUGGGAUUCCUUAUCGACAUUUCCUCUCAAGUCAGACGUGCAAACAUUGGGAAUAUUCGUCUCUUUAUCAAGGAAAUGGUUCGUAGGUUUGUCGUGUCUCGACGAGAGACACGUGUAGGAAUCGUCGUUUAUUCGUCCAGACAGCAAAGGGUACUUGCUUUCAGUCAAUCUAUUAGCCGUUCUAGUGUCUACCGCGUGUUGUCACGAAUCAGAAUCAUCCGCGGACAGCGCAGGACAGGCAGAGCUUUGAGGUACACUACAAAAUAUCUGUUCUCAGGAAAGCCACAGUGCGGCCGCAAGAGGGUUCUUGUGGUUCUGACAAGUGGUGGAUCUGUGGACAGUGUUCGCAUACCGGCGAGAGGACUUGCAAACAUCGGAGUGGAAGUAUUUGUAUUGGCAACCAGAAGAGGACGCAACCUAAGGCAGAUUGCCACCUCGAGUCGGCAUGUAAUAUAUGUUUCGUACCGUAAUCUAAUCAGCAAGGUCGUUUACCUGAAGAACAGGGUCUGCACCUCUCCUAGAAUUAUCGUACGACGAGGUGCCGUAGGCCUGUACAUGUUGACCAGUGCUAGUGGAGCUCGUGACGUCAGUCGCAACAGAAACCCUCCCGCAAGGUUCAGCUACGUCAGCUACAUUAAAGGACCCGACAGGCACCCAAAAGGAGCACUAUAUUUCCGUGGGAGAAGGAACAGUUAUGUGCGAAUACCUAACACGGGAUGUCUAGACACGAGGCAGUCGAUAACUAUCACUGUGUGGGUGUAUGCAGAGUCGCCCGGUCCGAUUGUCCAUUACAACCCACGUGGCAAAGGCAUCGGUCUCUGGAUGUCGAGAAGCAAUGAAGUGUCGGCUAUCUAUGUCGACCGUUCCCGAUCACGUGUCUACCGCGUAAAGAGCAGGAACAUUCAACGGCGACGAUGGAUCUACUAUUCCUUGACGUAUGACCGGCGAAGUGCCUUGGCCACGUUGUGGAAGAAUGCCGUGCCCAUUUCACAAAGACGAUUGCCACAGCUACGAGUGGGUCUAGCGACGAACCAUCCAGUUUUCAUAGGUGCAAUUCCUGGAAGUCGUCAAUAUUUCCGCGGCCGUGUGGCUUGCCUACAAAUUUAUCCAAGAGCAUUGACUGCCGCCCAGCUGAAAUCAAAGAUGAUUGCUUGCUUCAGAUCAGUUCCCAUUCCUCCUGUGCCAACUAAACGCCCCACUUGUAAGGUCCGUCUUGAUCUGGGUUUCUUAAUUGACGGUUCUGGUAGUAUCGAAAGGCAGGGUCGAGGUAACUUCGGCCGAGUGAUAAACUUCAUCAAGACCAUCGUCAGUCUUUUGCCAGUAUCACCAAGGCAGACCAGGAUAGGGGCUGUUCUAUUCUCUUCCCGUCCGUACCUGAUGUUCAACUUCCAGAAAUACCGAACAGUGCGGCAAGUCCUUGCUGCCUUACAGCGUAUCAGGUACCCACGCGGAGGAACAAAGACUGGACGAGCAUUGAGGUACACGUACAGCCGACUAUUCCGAUCCAGGUCACGUGUCCGCAAACAGGCGCUUAUCGUGCUGACAGACGGCAAAUCCCAAGACUCUGUUGGCCAACCGGCCGCUUUCAUCAAAAAUCAAGGAGUUGAAUUGUUUGCUAUCGGAGUAGGCAGGAACUACCGACGACGGGAUCUGAAUCAGAUUGCAUCAAGAGGCAACGUUUUCACUGCCAAGUUUGAAAACCUGGGAAGGAUAAUUGGUGCUAUUAAAUCUAAAGUUUGCAGACCACAACCGAUUACACCAAAACCCGUGCCACCUACUGUUCCUACAAGGCCUCCAGUCCCAAGGCCACCAGCAGCAGCAGUGUACCCGCUAGACAAGCGACGUAGAGGCAAGGACAUCAGUCGUAGCGGCAACCAGCCGGCCAGAUCUGUAGGUGUCCGAUGGGCGCCUGGCCCAGACGGAAGACGACAAGGCUCUACCCAGUUCUUCGGACGGUCUAACAGCUAUGUCGAGAUUCCUUACUCGAGACGGACUGCUCCCCAGACGUCUGUGACCAUCUUAGCGUGGGUCUAUCAUGAAGGCAGACAGGGGCCUAUAGUCCACUACAAUCCCAACGGAUGGGCCGUGCACUUGUGGAUGGUCGGACCUCGCACCCUGUUCGCCCGAUUUUUCAUUAAUAGAAGAGUUGCUUCCAAGUAUAUAACGAGCAAGGCUUUCCGGUAUCGUGCCUGGAACUAUGUGGGUACUACGUAUAAUGGACGUACGGGUAUUGCGAAAUUGUUUGUCAAUUCCAGACAAGUCGCCAGGAAAAACGUCGGCAGGUCUCGCCUGUCUACCAGGUAUCCUAUACGCAUUGGUGCUACAAGACAUGAUCGCCGAAACUUCAAGGGACGCGUGUUCUGUGUGCAGAUCUACGGAAAAGUAUUAAACAGAAAACAGAUCAACGACUUGAAGAAGAGGUGUUUCGUACGCAUUCCUCAACCAACUCCACGACCAACACCACCCAAGCCAACCGCACCGCCCAAAGUUUGUCGACAACGGAUGGAUUUGGGAUUCCUUAUCGACAUUUCCUCUCAAGUCAGACGUGCAAACAUUGGGAAUAUUCGUCUCUUUAUCAAGGAAAUGGUUCGUAGGUUUGUCGUGUCUCGACGAGAGACACGUGUAGGAAUCGUCGUUUAUUCGUCCAGACAGCAAAGGGUACUUGCUCUCAGUCAAUCUAUUAGCCGUUCUAGUGUCUACCGCGUGUUGUCACGAAUCAGAAUCAUCCGCGGAAAGCGCAGGACAGGCAGAGCUUUGAGGUACACUACAAAAUAUCUGUUCUCAGGAAAGCCACAGUGCGGCCGCAAGAGGGUUCUUGUGGUUCUGACAAGUGGUGGAUCUGUGGACAGUGUUCGCAUACCGGCGAGAGGACUUGCAAACAUCGGAGUGGAAGUAUUUGUAUUGGCAACCAGAAGAGGACGCAACCUAAGGGAGAUUGCCACCUCGAGUCGGCAUGUAAUAUAUGUUUCGUACCGUAAUCUAAUCAGCAAGGUCGUUUACCUGAAGAACAGGGUCUGCACCUCUCCUAGAAUUAUCGUACGACGAGGUGCCGUAGGCCUGUACAUGUUGACCAGUGCUAGUGGAGCUCGUGACGUCAGUCGCAACAGAAACCCUCCCGCAAGGUUCAGCUACGUCAGCUACAUUAAAGGACCCGACAGGCACCCAAAAGGAGCACUAUAUUUCCGUGGGAGAAGGAACAGUUAUGUGCGAAUACCUAACACGGGAUGUCUAGACACGAGGCAGUCGAUAACUAUCACUGUGUGGGUGUAUGCAGAGUCGCCCGGUCCGAUUGUCCAUUACAACCCACGUGGCAAAGGCGUCGGUCUCUGGAUGUCGAGAAGCAAUGAAGUGUCGGCUAUCUUUGUCGACCGUUCCCGAUCACGUGUCUACCGCGUAAAGAGCAGGAACAUUCAACGGCGACGAUGGAUCUACUAUUCCUUGACGUAUGACCGGCGAACUGCCUUGGCCACGUUGUGGAAGAAUGCCGUGCCCAUUUCACAAAGACGAUUGCCACAGCUACGAGUGGGUCUAGCGACGAACUAUCCAGUUUCCAUAGGUGCAAUUCCUGGAAGUCGUCAAUAUUUCCGCGGCCGUGUGGCUUGCCUACAAAUUUAUCCAAGAGCAUUGACUGCCGCCCAGCUGAAAUCAAAGAUGAUUGCUUGCUUCAGAUCAGUGCCAGUUCCAACAAAGGCUCCAACAAAACCGACAUCAGGACCCCUUCCACCAACAAGUUGCCAAGUCCCUCUUGAUCUGGCCAUCCUUAUUGACGGGUCCGGAAGUAUCGAGCACCACGGUCGCGGUAACUUCGCCCGACUGAUCACAUUUGUGAAGUCCUUGGUUUCAUUCCUUCCCAUUUCACAGCGAAAGACGCGAGUAGCGGUUGCAGUGUUCGCGUCUAGACCUUACACAAUAUUUGGAUUCCACCGAUAUCGUACACUAGGCCAAGUUGUUCGAGCGAUCAAAUACAUCAGAUACCCUUCAGGAGGUACUAAUCUAGGCGCAGCCCUACGACUCGCUAAAGGAUCGUUUUUCCGCCGUCGUAUCAGCGGCAGAAAACAAGUACUUCUUGUGCUCUCUGAUGCGAUCUCACGUGAUAGUGUUAGUGGUCCAUCGAAGGCACUCAGGAGAGCUGGGGUCGAGGUUUUCGCGUUUGGUAUCGGGCCGAAGGUUAGGCGCCGUGAUCUGUAUCAGGUGGCCUCCACUCGUAAGCACGCAUAUUCGGUUGGAUUUAGAACGCUGUACUCGCUUCUGAGGCCUAUUAAACAGAGGAUUUGUAGGCCAGGAAGUGUGGUGCCCACAAUACCACCCGUCACUGUACCUACCAAACGACCAGUCCCCAAGCCAUAUGCCCGUGUAGUGUAUCCUAUAGACAGGCUUCGAGGUGGCCGGGACAUUAGUGGAGGCAGAACUCCACUUCCAAGAGCGCGUUUCAUUGGUGUAAAAUGGGCAUCCGGUCCUGACGGAAGAAGAGACGGUUCUACUGAAUUCUCAGGCAAAUCAAGUAGCUUUGUGGAGAUUCCAUUUUCGCAGAGACUCGAUGCACGUAACUCGAUUACCAUAAUUGCGUGGGUUUACCACACAGGUCAAUCUGGGCCUAUUGUAAACUUUAACCCCCGCGGCUGGGGCGUUCAUCUCUGGAUGGUAGGCCCGCGUACAUUGUUUGUACGAUUUGUCACUCGAAAAGGAAGCUUCCGAGUACCUGUAACAACAAAGAGAUUCAACUACAGAGCAUGGAACUAUGUCGCGGCGACAUAUAGUCACAGAACAGGUUUUGCCAGUCUGUUUGUUAACUCUAGGCGGGUUGCAAGCAAACGCAUCGGCAAGAUCGAUCUUGCUACACACUACAAGAUUCGUCUUGGUGCCCGUAUUGGUGACUCAAGAUACUUCCGGGGUCGCAUUUUCUGCGUUCAGAUCUAUGACAAAGCAUUGAAAGCUAGACAGAUAGCCCAUCUUCGACGAAUCUGCUUUAGGAAAGGUCCACAACCAACAGUGCGUCCUCCGACCAAACGCCCAACUCCACCCCCUAAAAUCUGCAAACAAAGAAUGGAUCUUGGCUUCCUUAUUGACGUCUCGUCCACUGUAAAAAGAAAGAACCUGCAGUACGUCCGACAGUUUAUCCGGGAGAUGUCCCGACGGUUCACAGUCACUAGUAGACUCACACGUAUAGGCGUCGUUGUUUAUUCGUCUGGCCAGCGUAGAUUGCUCUCCGUAGUACGUGGACGAACCCAUCGAAGCGUAAACCGAGUUCUUGGUAAGAUCCGUGCCACCAGGGGCCGCAGGAUUACCGGUCGAGCACUCACCUAUGUGAAGAGGUACCUGUUUAAUGGACGUCCUCACUGCGGCAGGAAGAGAGUCCUUGUCGUGAUCACUAGCGGACGAUCCGUGGACUCAGUGUUGCGACCAGCCAGAGGUCUAACAGGCGUUGGCGUAGAGACGUACGUCGUGGUUACGGGUAGAAACAGCAGACAGAUGAUUCAGAUCGCUAGUACUCGACGCCAUGUGAUCAUUGUGCGGUAUCGCUCCUUGAUGAAGAUCGUCAUGUCUCUCAAGAACAAGAUCUGCAAUUCACCCAGAGUAAUUGUGAGAAGAGGAGCUGUUGCGCUGUACCAACUUACUAGCCAAUAUGGGGCACGCGACAUAAGCAGAAAUAAGAACCCUUCUGCAAAGUUCUACAAUGUUAGAUACAUGCGCGGUCCCGACAAUCAUCCACGAGGUGCCAUCUUCUUAAGAGGGAGACGGAACAGCUACGUGCGAAUCCCCAACAACGGUUGCCUAGACACUCAACAAUCAAUCACAAUUAUUUUCUGGGUAUACCCUGAAGGACGUGGCCCAAUUGUCCAUUAUAACCCGCGUGGUAAAGGCGUUGGUUUGUGGAUGACUCGAUCGAAUGAAAUAACUGCAAGGUUUAUUGGUCGACGAAGAAAGCGUGUUCCCUUGAUCAAAGGAAGGGUGGCCCAUCGUGGAUGGAACUACAUUGCUGCAACGUAUGAUCACAAAACUGGGCGUGCAACUAUCUGGAAGAACUCGGCUCCUAUCGCGCAGCGGUACAUAGGGAAGUUCCGGUAUGGUUUGGCGACUCAGGGUGCCCUCGCGAUAGGUGCUAUCACCAGAAGUCGUCGGUAUUUCCGCGGUCGUGUUGCCUGUCUUCAGGUUUAUAGAAGAGCAUUGAACGCUCGUGAGAUACGAUCCAAGAAGGUUGCAUGCUUUAGACACGUACCUACGCAACGACCAACAAUACCGACCAAACCGCCAACAAAAGUGUGCAGGAACCGAAUCGAUAUUGGCUUUCUUGUCGAUGGGUCCGCCAGCAUUGAGAAACGCGGAAAGGGUAACUUUGGUCGCAUGCUCAACCUGAUCAAAUCUACCCUGAAUGCAUUCAGUCUUCGGCAGCGCCGCACUCGUGUGAGCGUUGUGUUGUACUCUAACCGGCCAUUCAAGGUUUUCGGUUUCAACCGGUACUCUUCAAAGUUGCGCGUCAUCCGUGCCAUAAACUACAUGCGCUACCCUCGCGGAGGAACCAAGCUUCGACGUGCACUCUAUUACGUCAAGCGAUACUUAUUUACCCGACGUCAACGCGGGCGAAAGCAAGUGCUUGUUGUCCUGACUGAUGGUAUUUCUAGGAGAGGAGUGAAAGCCCCAGCAAUAAGUCUCCAUCGUGCGGGAGUUGAGGUCCACUCGAUUGGUAUUGGAAGAACAUUCCGUAGACGUCAGUCACAACAGCUACGGCAGCUCGCGUCUAGCGCAUCACUGGUGUACAAGACUUCGCUGAAAAGCGUACGAUCCCUCGUUAAACGCCUGCAGCGAAGCAUCUGUCUACCGACUCGGCCAACGAAAAAACCAACUAGACCAACAAAGCGUCCAACCAAGCCAAAACGAGAGCCUCGAGCGAUCGCGUUCUACCCAUUAAACGGACGUUCACGAGGACGAGAUAUCGGACCUCGUAAGAACCCCGCAGGGAAGCCGUUCAAGGUGUAUCUUGCUGCUGGCCCAGACGGAUGGCCUCGUGGUUCAUACUUCUUUCCUGGAAAAUCCAGCAGCUUUAUCUACUUCCCAAACAACGGUGGUAUCGAUGCUAGACGCUCCAUUACUAUCGUUGGCUGGGUCUAUCCUGAGAGAAGCGGUCCUAUUUUCCAUUACAAGCCUCGUAAGCAGGGCGUAAGGGUCUGGUACCAAGCUCCGAGUACGCUCUAUGCUACCUUUCAACGUCGGUCCGGGCGUCGAACGAAAUCAGUCCUGACUCGACAACUCAAGAGACGACAGUGGAAUUAUUUUGCUGCGACUUACGAUCACCGCACCGGUUUAGCUACACUGUGGCUUGAUGCCCUGCCCGCUAAACAGCGUAAUAUUGGCCGUUUCCGACUUGCGACCAACCACCCUGCGGUCAUGGGGAAGAAACCCGGAGACCGUAGAUACUUCCGUGGACGUAUUUCCUGUGUUCAUGUUUACGACGUCGCUCUAACUGGCCCAAGAAUCAAAGCUCUCAAGAAAGUCUGCUUACGCGGUGCACCUCCACCGACACCAACUUUACCCAAACUACCCCAUGUUGUCGCCGUCUACCCACUGGACCGUAUCCAUGGUGCUCGUGACGUCACGCGGCACAGCUUUACCGGUCGCCUGGUGAACACACGCUUCCGCCGAGGCCCAGAUGGUCGAAGGGACGGCUCAACAGAAUUCCGUGGAACCUCCAACAGCUACCUCGAGAUCCCGAAUCGUGGGAAGCUGGACACUAGAAGAUCCACUACCAUUCUCGCUUGGGUCUACCACACCGGAAGAUCAGGCCCCAUCUUCAACUACAACAUCCGGGGAUUCGGAGUCCACGUUUGGAUGGUGCGACCUCGUGUCCUCUUCGUCCGAUUUGUUAGACGCGAUUUGAAACAUACCCCACACAUAUCAACAACUACUAAACUUCUCAAGUACCGUGCAUGGAAUUAUGUCGGUGUAAGCUACGACUAUAGGACUGGAAAUGCCAUUAUUUGGAUCAACUCAAGGCCUGUUGCGAGAAAGAGAAUAGGUAGAUUUGAGCUUGCGACGAACUAUCCCGUAAGAGUGGGUGCGCGGCGGGGCGAUGGCCGUUAUUUCCGUGGAAGGCUCUUCUGUCUUCAAGUGUACAGCAAAGCACUUACUGCAUUACAGAUUCGUGCAGCCGAAAGAAGAUGCUUCCGGGAAGAAGAACCAACAAAACCUCCUCGAACCCCACCAAAACCGACUGUUACUCCUGUUGGGCUUUGCAACAGACCUAUCGACCUUGGUCUCCUUGUCGACGGAUCUGGCAGUAUCGUCUUGCAUGGGAAAGACAACUUCGGUCGCCUUAUCGAGUUCGUACAGUCUCUGGUCAGCUUUUUCCGAAUCUCCCGUCGACAUACUCGCGUUGGAAUGAUUCUCUAUAGCACAAGAUCAUACCCAAUAUUCCGCUUAAAUCAAUAUACGAGCAAGCGUGCAAUUAUGGGCAAAAUACGCAAUGUACGCUAUCCGGCAGGAGGGACGAGAACUGGACAAGCUCUUAGGUACGCCAGAAGAUACUUUUUCAGCGGACGAAAGCCAAAAGGUCGCAAAAGGGUACUGAUACUGCUUACAGACGGUAUCUCACAAGAUAGCGUUAAGGGACCUGCGCUUCAGCUGCGCAAUGCCGGAGCUGAAGUUUUUACUAUCGCUGUUGGCAAGCGUUUCAGGAAGAAACAGUUGAAACAGAUUGCAAGCGAUGGAAGUCACGUGUUCACGGUGGCCUUCAGACAAUUGCCUACUCUCAUCCGAAGGAUCAAGAACAUGGCGUGCUCCCCGCAACCCCGACCUACAAAACCAAAGCCUACUCCAAGAACUGUCCCAACAAAAUCACCAACGCCUCCACCCAAAGUAUGUCGACGUCGUAUCGAUCUUGGGUUCCUUAUCGACGUGUCGAGGGCUGUUGGUGGAAAGAACAUCCCCUACAUCCGCCGAUUCAUCCGAGAAAUGACUCGACGAUUUACGGUCUCCAGACGAAUUGUUCGAGUCGGUGUCGUGAUCUACUCGUCCCGUGCCCGACGUAUUCUAUCCCUCACCCGUGCGACCGGACGUAGGAGUGUCUACCGAAUCCUGGGCAGGAUCCGCGCCACUAGGGGUCGCAGGAGCACUGGUCGAGCGCUUAACUAUGUUAAGAAGUACCUGUUCACUGGACGUCCUCAGUGCGGCAGGAAGAGAGUCCUUGUGGUGAUCACUAGAGGACGAUCCGUGGACUCAGUUUUGCGACCAGCAAGAGGACUAACAGGCGUUGGCGUGGAGACGUAUGUAGUGGUUACAGGUAGAACCGCCAGACAGAUGACUCAGAUCGCUAGUACUCGACGCCAUGUGAUCAGUGUGCGGUAUCGGUCCUUGAUUAAGAUUGUCGUGUCUCUCAAGAAUAAGAUAUGCAACUCACCCAGAGUAAUUGUUCAUCGUGGAGCUGUCGGGCUUUAUGAGCUGACCGGCAAGACAGGUGUAAAAGACGUGAGUCGUAACAGAAACCCUCCGGCCAGGUUCUACAACGUCCGGUACAUCACCGGACCGGACAGACAUCCAAAGGGCGCACUGUACCUUCGAGGACGAUCUAACAGCUACGUUCGCAUCCCCAACUCUGGCUGCCUUGAUACGCAGCAGUCAAUCACCAUUCUGGUAUGGGUUUACCCCGAAGGACGUGGCCCCAUUGUCCAUUAUAAUCCGCGUGGACGAGGUGUCGGUCUUUGGAUGACGCGCACCAAUAAAGUGACGGGCUAUCUUGUAGGACGGGCCGGCCGAGUUGCCCCGCCUGUCAAGAGUCGCCGCGUGAAGCCGAGGAGCUGGAACUACAUUGCUCUUACCUACAGUCACAAGAAUGGUGUAGCGAAUCUAUGGAAUAACGCAAGGCGUAUUGGGAGCAAGCGCGUGGGCUAUUUCCGUAAUGGUCUGGCCACGAACUACCCCGUUACUGUUGGUGUUAAGCCAGGAGAUCGUCGGUACUUGCGUGGGCGCGUCGCGUGUCUGCAGGUGUUUGCGCGAGUCCUGAAUGCGCGAGAGAUCCAGCAGCGAAUGAGAGCUUGCUGGAGAUCAGUACCUACCAAGAGUCCAGUAGUACCAACAAAAAGACCCGUAAUACCAACCAAGCCGCCCAAUCGACCUGUUUGUCAGUCUCGUGUAGACCUCGGUUUUCUGUUGGACGGAUCAGGCAGCAUUGAGCACCACUCCCGAGGAAGCUUCCGUAAACUGAUCGAUUUCAUCAAAUCGUUCGUGAGUUUCUUCCCAGUGAGUCGACGUCAAACUCGAGUUGGCGUUGUCCUCUUUUCUACAAAAGCUCAUCUCAUCUUCAACUUCAAGCGGUUUAGUAACAGACGAAGCAUCUAUAGGGCUAUCGACCAAAUUAGAUUCCCUAGAGGAGGUACAAGGGUUGGUAACGCCCUCUCCUUCGCUGGACGCCGUCUGUUCCGUGGACGCGGCUCUAGCAAUCGCAAGCGUGUUCUCGUUCUCGUCACUGACGGGAUCUCACAGGAUCGCGUAUCGCGCGCCGCUGCUGCGUUGCGUAAGCGACGCGUGGAGAUAUUCGUCUUGGGUAUUGGGCCACGUAUCAAGCGGCGCCAGUUAACAUUAGUGGCUUCGGACCGUAAACACGUUUUCACUACGAGGUUUAGAAGUAUCGCAAUGGGAAGACUGAUGGUCCGGAUGAAGGGGCUUGCAUGUAGACCGUACAAUUCUGUACCAACGCCAAGGCCUUACAGGUGCAAUACAAAUAUUGAUCUCGUGUUCGCUAUCGAUGCUUCAAGCAGCGUAGGAAAGGUAAACUUCGAGCGCGUAAAGGGCUUUAUCCGAAGACUUGUUGAGUCUUUCCACAUCUCCAGGACUUCAACCCGUGUAGCGGCCAUCGUCUAUUCCUCCCGCCCUCGCGUUGCGUUCGACUUCAACCGCUACACAUCAGCAAGACGUGCCGCCCACGCCGUCAAGAGAUUGCGCUUUUUGCGCGGUGGAACUUCUACUGGCCGCGCCUUACGCUUGGCGUCAAGCAGGCUGUUCCGUCGCUACGGUCGCAAGCGCCGUAAGGUGCUCAUGCUUAUCACGGAUGGCAAGUCGAGUGAUGAUGUCUUGAAGCCGAGUAAAGCACUGAAAAGAAAAGGAGUACAGAUCUUUGCUGUUGGUGUUGGAAUGUCUGUAAGUCGAAAUGAGCUGAUCUUGAUUGCUUCGCAUCCAAGCCAAGUUUACCAGGCAAGCUUUACUUCUUUGAGCGCCAUUGUGAAGAGCUUGGCAAGGAAGACAUGUGAAACACCUUUACCAACUCUACCUACAAAGAGGCCAACAAAACGACCAACAAAGCCUCGUCCGAGAUUCCCUAACCCUAUCGCAGUGUUUCCUCUCGAUCGCCGCUCUAAUGGUCGCGACAUCAGCCGUGGUAGGAACACUCCAGGAAUGCAACGCAACACCAAGUACGCACCUGGUCCUUUCGGUCGUCCGGACAGGUCAACCUACUUCCGUGGCAGCAGGACUUCCUACAUCCGCUUUCCCAAUAAUGGGAACCUGGACGCGCGUAAGUCCAUUACCAUUAUCGCAUGGGUUAACCCCAUACGCCGCGGACCUAUCUUCGAGUACUUCCGCGGUGUCAAGUUCUGGGCGCGUACCGAGAGAACUAUUUAUGCACGGUUUGAUCAGCGAAAUGGUCUACCCUCGCGGGCCGUAUAUGCAAGACGGUUACGUCCAAAAACCUGGAAUUACGUAGCGGCUACUUAUAAUCACCGUACGCAGAUAGCAACAGUAUGGUAUAACUCCAGACCCGUUGCUUCCCGAAAGAUUGGCCGUAUCCGAUUGGCUACUAGCCGCCCCGCCUACAUGGGUCUGGGAUUCCGCGGAAGGAUUCACUGUGUGCAGGUGUACAAUGAGGCGCUGCAUGGACGACAGAUACACAAGAUGAAGCACCUCUGUAGCAAACCAGGACCUAUUCCUUCACCAACACAACCUCCACGUCUACCCCAAGCUCUUGCUUUCUACCCUCUGAACGUCCGCUACGGUGCCCGAGACAUCAGCCGAAGCAAAAACCCGUCAGGUAGAAUGGCCAACAUACGACCAGCUGUCGGACCGGACAACCGUGCUGGCGGCUCAUUUAGAUUUAAGGGUCGCUCCGACAGCUAUAUUGAAUUCCCUAAUAAUGGAAAGAUUGAUGCUCGCCGCUCGAUCACCCUACUAGCCUGGAUAAACCCAGAAGGACCUGUCGGGCCGAUAUUCAAUUUCAAGACGAGAGGAUUUGGGGUUCACCUAUGGAUGACACGGCCCACCGAGUUAUUCGCCAGGUUCCAGAUGCGUAAAACUCUGCGCUCGACGCGCCCAAUCACCUACAGCAAGAUCCGCAUCGGCGCGUGGAGUUUUGUUGGCACAAGCUACGAUGGCAGGACAGGCGUUGCACGCCUCUUCGUGAACAAUCGCGUGGUCGCAAGGAAGUACAUCGGGAGGUUCAAGCUAGCUACUAACUACCCAGCCCGUAUGGGUGCAAUAAAGGGCGAUAACCGCGUGUUCCGUGGCCGCAUUACGUGUAUGCAAGUUUAUGGUCGGACGCUUUCGUUACGACAGAUACAGAUGGCCAAGAGACUCUGCUUCAAAACACGCCCGUUGCCAACACCACCAAGGCCUACCAAGCGUCCAACACCAACGAGACGACCACCCCCAGCAUGUCGAGCCAAAAUUGAUCUUGGCUUCUUGAUCGAGACUGGUUCCUCUUCGAAUUUCCGACGAGUGAUUGGCUUCAUCAAGAGAAUCGUUCGGUCCUUUGUCGUCUCACGCUCGGAAACACGAGUUGCUCUGGUGCUGUACAGUGAGAGAGUUUACCAAAGAUUCAGCUUUACCAGAUACUUCAGCAAGCGCACGGUUUUGCGAGCGAUAAGUCAACUCCGUUACCGUAGAGGUCGAAUAACCAAAACUGGUCGUGCACUUCUCGCUGCUCGGCGCUUCAUGUUCCGUGGACGGCGCCAGUGCGACCGGAAACGCAUUUUAAUCGUGAUCACUUCCGGUCGAUCGAGUGACAGCGUGCUUCGACCUGCGCAUGCGCUUCGCCGCGCAGGCGUGGAGGUGUUCGCCAUUGGAGUGACUAGGCGUGUCAGUAGGGCCGUAGUGGUACAGAUCGCAAGUGACUUGAAACACGCUUUUAGGAAAAGAGCAAGCAGCCUUGUCAGAAUUGUAGCAAUGAUACGAAACAUGGCUUGCAGAGUGACUGGCAUGUAUGGUGCCUCUGCCCUCUAUCCACUUAAUCUGGUAACACGUGGCCGGGACACCUCACCUAACAGGAACCCCACAGCAAGACUGGUCAAUGUUCGGCCAGGAAUCGGUCCGGACGGCCUACCUAUAGGCUCAUACUUCCUUCCUGGUAUCGCCAACAGCUACAUCUACUACCCUCGAAGCCGUUGCUUAGACACCCGGCGGUCAAUAACUAUAAUCAUGUGGGUUAACCCCCAGAGUAGUGGCCCGAUAUUCCAUUAUGAUCCUAAGGGAUGGCGAGGCGUGCACUUGUGGAUGGCAUCUGCAAACACGUUACUAGCGAAAUUCGUGCCACGAAACGGGCGUCACGUGACUACUGUCCGUGCAUCCGGGAUACGUCGCGGGCAGUGGAACUACAUCGCGGCGACAUACGACUACAACACUGGACUUGCAACUCUCUGGAGAGACUCCACACCUAUGGUCCAGCGCAAGAUCGGCAUCUUCCAAAUAGCCACUAACUUCCCAGCUGUCAUUGGUCAUAUACGCGGCUCUCGGAAUAGUUUCCGCGGACGGAUCGCCUGUCUGCAGAUUUUCAACCGAGCGCUGAAUGGACGCGAGAUAAAACGCCAGUCGCGUGUUUGUUUCAGGGCUCCCCCUACACCGACUCCCGCUCCACCAAGGCCACGAAAGGUUGUCGCCAUCUACCCACUCGAUCGCAAAAAUGGUGGUCGCGAAGUAUCCCGACGUCGUCACCCAACUGGCCGCUUAGUCGGCGUACGUCCAGCGAGAGGACCCGACGGUCGCAGAGACAGCUCAACGCAGUUCUACGGAAAUCGAAACAGUUACGUAGAUAUCCCGAAUCGCAACAAACUAGACCCUGUGACGUCUAUUUCAAUUCUUGCUUGGGUGUACCAUGAGGGUCGGGCUGGGCCCAUAGUCAACUAUCGUCGCGGGCCUGGAUGGGGAGUUCACUUGUGGAUGGUAAAGCCUCGUACUCUGUUCGUGCGUUUUGUUCGCCGCAACGGUGCCUUCACGCCUGGUCUGAUAGCGGUAGGGGGCCGCCUUAAAUACAAGGCCUGGAAUUACGUCGGUGCUACAUAUGAUUACCACACUGGCGUUGCAAAACUCUGGGUAAACUCUAGGCCGGUAGCGGUGAAGAGAUUAGGACGGAUUCGACUCGCUACUAAUCGUCCGAUCAGGAUUGGUGCGAAGAAAGGGGACAGGCGUUACUUCAAGGGAAGAAUCUCCUGUGUUCAGAUCUACAGCAGAGCUCUUGGCAGAAAAGCGAUCGCGAAAGCUAGAACUACUUGCUUUAAACCAAUACCACCUCGACCAGUACCAACGACGAAACGACCGACCAAAAAGCCAACCAAAAAGCCAACGCCUCAAGGACCCGUUCGCGCAUCUGCGUUUUACCCUCUUACCUUCCGUACUAGAGGACGUGACCUCAGUAUGUACGGCAACCCCCCCGGCGUGAUGAGGGGGGUCAGAUCAGCUCCAGGCCCCGACCGCAAACCUGGCGGCUCGUACCAAUUCUACGGUCGCCCUAACAGCUUUAUGCACUUCCCCAACCGCGGAAGACUGGAUACAAGAAACUCUAUGACAAUCCUCGCCUGGGUAUACCAAAUGGGACGGGCGGGACCGAUAUUCAGCUACAAUCCCAAAGGCCGCGGUGUCAAGUUCGCGAUGAGAGGCUCCAGGACAUUGACAGUCGUUUUCACGCGUCGUAGCGGUCGCCGUAAUGUACUAGCGGUCACCACGCGUGCAAUACGGCCUCGCAAAUGGCAGUAUGUUGGCGCAACGUAUGAUCAAAGGACAGGCAUUGCGCGGCUUUAUAUUAAUAGCCGCGUUGUCGCACGCCGCAGGAUUGGCCGGUUCAAACUUGCAACAAGCUCGCCGGUUCGUAUGGGAGCAAGCCAAGACAAUAGGAAGUUCUUCCUGGGCCGGGUAUCCUGUGUUCAGGUCUAUGAUGUAGCCUUGACGCCAAGACAAAUUGCUAGACGCAAGCAGAGGUGCUUCAGAAAGUGCAAAGGACAAUGCCCGGGGCCAUCAGGACCAACCUGCAAGGUUCGCAAAGACUUGUCAUUCGUCGUGGACGCAUGUGGAAGCGACCAGCGGUAUACCAUUGCAAACUUCAUGCGCGUCAAAUAUUUCGUCAAGCGCCUCAUUAGCGAGGUGCGCGUGAGCCCGCGGUACGCACGGGUUAGCGUGGUGGUGUAUGCGCAAACCGCCAAGAUCGCGAUUCCUCUCAACUCUCGCAUGUCAAAGGCACAGAUCAUGCGUACUAUCGACAGCAUGAAACUCAUCUGUGGAUACCGACGCACGGGCAAUGCCAUUAGCUACACCUACCGGCGAGUGCUGCGAAGAUCGUCCGGUCGUGCCCGGGUGGUCAUACUCCUGACCACCGGACAGUCCAAAGAUAAAGUUACGCGAGCUGCAGCCGUACUGCGGCGCCAACGCGUCGAGACAUUCGCUAUCGGAGUUGGACGCCAUUACAGGACCUCAGAACUGUUCCAGAUCGCCACGGAUAGAAGACACGUGUACACUGUGGGAUUUAGGAACAUGGUGUCGCUGGUGUCAACACUCAAGACAAAGCUUUGCAAAGGUGGUGUAGUCAUACCUGUUGGCCCAGUUUUACCAAAUCGACGGCCAACCACACACCCCAAGAGACCUCCACUUCGUGCACUCGCAAUCUUCCCACUCUCGUCACUCACACGUGGCAGAGACAUCAGCCUAAACGCAAACCCUUCAGGAGCUCCCGGACGCGUCCGAUACGCGCGCGGUCCUGACAAGCACCGAGAAACCUCUACCCAAUUCUCAGGCCGUGCUGGUAGUUUCAUUCGUUUCCCAAAUCGCGGCAAACUCUACGCCAAAAGAUCCAUCACUUUACUUGCGUGGGUCUACGUGGAGCGCGGAGGUCCAAUAUUCAGCUACGGUGUGGACUUCUCUGUCAGUGGUACUAGAACCCUAUUGGCGCGCUUCACUCUUCUGAAAGGCCGGCGCAGACUUCCUCGUCUUGCAGCCCGGGGAAUAAGGCUGCGAACCUGGCAGUUUGUGGGAGUCACUUACAACUAUUGGUCCGGCUGGGCUAAACUGUUUAUCAACGGUGAUCAAGUUGCAAAAACACGUUUAGGCCGAGUACUGUUAGCCACUGAUCGCCCGGCAAUGAUGGGACGUAAAGGCAGGCGCUAUUUCCGUGGAAGAAUCUCAUGUAUGCAGGUCUACAAUAUAGCUUUUAACAGGCGCCAGAUUCUAAGCAAGAGGAAGCGAUGCUUUGGACUGCCGGUGAGGCCAGUGAAGCCCAUACGACCAACUGCUCGACCAACUAAACGACCACGAAUAGUAUGCAACGGAAAGAUCGACUUGGGUAUUCUGAUUGACUCGUCCAAUAGCAUUGAGAAGCACGGCCGCGGUAACUUCCGCCGGGUGUUGGAGUUCGUCAAACGCCUCGUGUCCACUUUUCACGUGUCCCCGCGACGAGCGAGGAUCGGGCUCAUUGUCUACUCCUCGCGCAGCUACUUGGUAGGAGGCUUCCGGCGUUACCGCAACCUCCGCUCAGUAUUACAAGCAAUCAAGCGAAUCCGGUACAUUAGAGGCGGAACUUACACUGGGAAAGCCAUGAAGUACGCCCUGAGGAAACUCUUUAGCCGUCGUGCGGGUUACCGUCGAAGGCGCGUGCUUCUUGUGUUGACGGACGGACUCUCGCAAGAUCGUGUUCGCGGCGCCGCUAAAGCGCUAGUGCGACGCAGGGUUAACGUCAUGACGCUUGGAAUUGGUCGACGAUACCGCGUACGACAAAUGAAGCAGAUCGUCUCAAGACCAGGGUAUCUCUUUACUUCUGGAUUCAGGAACUUGGUGUCUGUGAUUAAUGUGAUCGCUAAGAGUGCUUGCCGAGCACCUCUCAGACCCAAGCCGCCUACCCCAGCUCGUCCAAUAGCACGCCCAACGAAACCUCCAGGUGGAUUACCGCCGUAUAGGUGGAUUGCCAAAGUCCGACCCAUCCGUCCGAUUUGCCGCCACAAGAUUGAUCUGGCCUUCCUGAUCGACGGCUCAAGUAGUAUCGUUCGAAGACAUCCUAAAAACUUCCGCCGAAUGUUACGCUUCAUUCAGAUCAUAGUCUCGUCGUUCCGUGUGUCUCGACGUGGCGCGCGUGUCGGCUUUGUUCUAUUCUCGUCGCGACCUUGGCGCAAGUUUGGUUGGUACUCUUCUAAAGCCUCAGCAUUAAAAACCCUCAAGGGAAUGAGGCUACCUAGAGGCGGGACUUACAUAGGGAGAGCACUAAGGUACACAAAUAGACGACUAUUCUUGCGCCAACCUCGCGGCCGCAAGUCGGUUCUGGUUGUCCUCACUGAUGGCAUCUCUUCGGACCGAGUCUCAAAAGCUUCCCGCGAACUUCACCAGAAACACGUGAAAGUUAUUGCUCUUGGAAUUGGCAAGGGAUACAGGCGACGGCAGCUGCUCCAGAUGGCUUCUGCUCGUAACUUGGUGUUUACUGCGAGAUUUCGCACCAUCCAGUCUAUCGCUAGAAUUGUUAAGACUAAGGCGUGUUCUUCUGGACCAGUAAGGCCAAGUGGUGGAUUACCUAAACCACUUUGCAGAGCAAAGGUGGAUCUAGCAUUCCUCAUCGACUCAUCCGGAAGUGUUGAGAUGUACGGCAAAGGAAACUUCGAACGCAUGAAGAACUUCAUCAAGAACACAAUCAUGCAAUUCAAGAUCUCACGUGGAGGAACACAUGUAGGCGCAGUAGCCUUCAACGACAAAGUUCACCCAGCGUUUAGAUUCCGCGAGCAUUACAGCCGCGCCUCUGUGUUCAAGGCCAUCGAUAGGAUCCCCUUCAGAGCUGGUGGAACCCGCACGGGUCUCGCGCUCAGACGUGUUGUCAAGUACCUGUUUUGGAGGCGCACACUACGAAGAAAGGUUCUUAUUGUGAUGACGGACGGUAUUUCUGCUGAUGACAUCGUUGUGCCAUCUCGCCUUCUCCACCGAAAGGGUAUUGAGGUCUAUGCCCUCGGAAUAGGCAAGAAAUACAGCAAGCGACAACUCGGUAAAAUGGCUUCGGAUCGACGGCAUGUGUUCACAUCCAAGUUCGCCUCCUUGCGGACUGCGUCUAUCAAAAUCGCAAGAAGCAUCUGCAGAACUCCGGGUGCCAGACCCGUCCGACCUGGACGCCCAACAAUUUGGCCUGGCAAACCAAAACCAGGAAAACCCAAAGUAUGUAACAAGCGGCUAGAGCUCGCCUUCCUUGUUGACGGAUCUGGAAGCGUGAAUCGCUAUGACAAGCGAAACUUCCGUCGCGAACUCAACUUCGUCAAAGGCGUGGUCUCCGCGUUCCUCAUCUCUCAGCGCCACACUCGCGUCGCAGUGUCCCUCUUCUCGUCACGCCCUUUCAAGAUUAUAGGUUUCUAUCAAUCAAGCAGCAGAAGAGUCGUAUUCAAAAAAAUUGAUGGUAUCAGAUAUCCCCGAGGCGGUACCCGUAUAGGCCGCGCCUUAGACCACGCCCGGGUUCGUCUGUUCCGCUCCAGCAGAAAAGGUGCUGCCAAAAUCCUGGUCAUGAUCACUGAUGGCAUCUCACAGGACCGCGUCACAACCCCGGCCCUGAGGUUAAAGAAGAUGGGAGUGGUGAUCUUUAGUGUUGGUGUUGGAAAACGCUACAGAUUGAAGCAGCUUAUGCAGAUAGCUUCCAGACCGCGUCUGGUGUUUACCGCGCCUUUCCGAGCCUUGGGACCCUUAGUACGAGUACUCAAGCAGAAGGCAUGUAGAGUGACCCCAGGAAGACCACUUGGGCCUGUAAAGCCAAUUAGACCAAGCAAGCCGAAUAGACCUGUUGUACCCGCUGGUAAAGUGUGUCGCGCUAGCCUAGACCUCGUUUUCCUCAUCGACGGCUCUGGUAGUAUCGAGUACUACGGAAAAGGAAACUUCAGACGCUGCCUGAACUUCGUAAAAAACAUGGUUCGCUCAUUCAAAAUCAGCCCAGGAAGAACUCGAGUGGGCGUUGUGCUGUUCUCCAGCCGCGCUUACAAAAUAUUUGGCCUCUCGCGGUACAGGAAUUCCCGAGACGUGUUGAAAGCUAUUGAUAGAAUACGCUACCCACGUGGUGGCACAGACAUCGCGGGCGCCAUCAACUAUGCUUCCAAGACCAUGUUUGCGGGCUCUCGCCGCGAGAAAGUCUUGAUCGUGAUGACCGAUGGAAAAUCACGAAGGAAUCCAAGGUCAGCGGCGUUGCGUCUUAAGCGCCAAGGCGUGCGCUUGUUUGCAGUUGGUAUUGGCAAAAAAUACAACAUGCGUCAAUUGAUCGAUAUCGCGUCUAGUCGUGCUCAUGUCUUCACAACCGCCUUUAGCAGCAUGAUUUCUAUUGUGCGGCCCAUCAAGCAAAUCGCAUGUGGAGGUCGUACACCACAACCAGGAGUUCGUCCAAAGCCGCGACCAAGACCUCGACCUCGGCCACGACCAGGAGCACGCCGUCCAGUCGCUGUCUAUCCACUGAACUCCAAAACACGCGGAAGGGACAUCAGCCUUGCCUGGAACAAACCUGGCCAAAUCCAACGGGGCGUGACUUACGCACGCGGCCCGGAUAGGUCUAGAGGAGGUUCUGUCCGUUUCCUUGGACGCCGCAACAGCUUUAUCACAUUCCCUAAUCGCGGUCGCCUCGACACGCGUCGUAGCAUCACCAUAGCUGCAUGGAUCAAUGUCCGAGCAGGGUCUGGACACAUCCUGUCAUUUGGCCGGGGCGUUGCUUUCACCGUGACACCUACCACUGUGCGGGUAUUGUUUAAGAAACGUAACCUAAUCCGCAGCAGACCUAUAACUGCACGUAUAUCCCGCAAUCGAUGGUACUUCGUUGCGGCAUCGUAUGAUGCCAGGACUGGAUAUGCUGGAAUCUUCGUGAAUUCCAAAUGGUACAAACCCAGGAUAUCGAUUGGUCGGUUUCAAAUCGCAACUCAGUUCGAUGCUCGAAUGGGCGCUAGGAGGCGUGGAAGGAGGUUCUUUAGAGGUCGAAUCUCGUGUCUUCAGGUGUUCAAUCGAGCGUUGAGUGCUCUUGAGAUCAAACGACGAAGCACCAGAUGCUUCACACGAAGGCCUCAAGUUUUACCAAGGCCGCGACCCAUGCCACGUCUGAGACCAAUACCGCGACCGCGUCCAGGAAUAUUACCUCGACCUGGGGGCAAGGUCGUCUGCACAGUCCCUAUCGAUGUGGAGUUCCUUGUCGAUAGUACCGUACAACAAACAGGUCGAGGAAACUUCGGCCGCGUUCGUAACUUUAUCAUCGGUAUGGCAAAAUCCUUCCGAAUCUCGCCUCGCAAUGCCCGGUUCGCCGUCGUCCUCUAUUCUACAAGGGCUCAUCUUCAAUUCGGCUUUGGGCGAAAUCGUAACUUAAGGAACCUUGUGCGAGCCGUUCGACGAAUGCGUCCGAUACAUGGAGGAACAGAUACUCGAAGAGCUUUGAAAUACGCUCGAAGACUCUUCCGCGCUAGAAAUCGCAAGAAGGUUGUUAUUCUGCUGACCGAUGGACGAUCCCAGUUCAAAGUCACUGCGCCUGCGCGCCGACUACGUGCCGCGGGCGUUGAGGUGUUUGCCGUGGGCGUCAGUGGUAGGAAGAGGAUGUAUAGCAUGUCUCAAUUGAUAGAAAUUGCCACUGACCGCCUGCACGUAAUGACUGCUGACUUCAGGAACCUUAACUCGCUCAUCAGGCCUAUUAAACACAGAGCUUGUUCACGUUUGAUUAUGCCAAGACCGAAAAGGCCCUCAGGUACACUUCGUGCUGUGGGUCUGUACCCUCUUAACGCAAUGGUCAAGGGUCGCGAUGUCAGCUUCAGUAAGAACCCACCUGGAGUUCUACACAACGUCCGACCUGCUGGUGGACCAAAAGGCCACGACGGUACCGCCUACCAAUUUACCGGACAAGCCAAUAGUUACAUACGUCUGCCAAACCGAGGCUCACUGGAUACAAGAAAGUCCAUUACUAUACUUGCUCACGUGUUCAAUGAAGGCAAGAAUGGUCCGCUGUUCGACUACAACCCUAGCAGCCGAAAUAAGUGGGGUGUCCACUUCUGGAUCGUGAACAAGCGCCUGUUCGUACGUUACACUGUACGGAAAACUAACGACUUUACGGCCGCUCUUAUGGGCAGAAUCAAGAGUAAUACAUGGGAAUAUGUUGGUACUUCGUAUGACUGGAAUACCGGCUUUGCUUAUCUCUUCCGGAAUGGAACGAUUAUUGCCAAGAAACAUAUUGGUCAAUUUGAGCUGGCGACGAACUACAAUGUGCUUGUUGGAGCUAAAAACACGGACGCGAGAUACUUCAAGGGCCGAGUCUCGUGCAUCCAGGUGUACAAUGUAGCUUUGACUACACAACAGGUUGAUGCCAGGAGAGAAAGGUGUUCCAUUCCAAGCAUCCGUCGUCCCGGCCGGCCAAGACCCCGUGGCUACCGUCGAGUUGGCUGCUUCCGUGACCGACGUAUCCGAGCUGUCGGCAAGAUGGUGGCGCGAUUCAGGCGCCACGAAGCCGUCAACAAAUGUUUCAAGUUUGCGCGUCGCCAUAACUACAGAGCUUUUGCCGUUCAACACGGAGGCCAAUGCUUCACCGGACCGCGAGCUCAUGUUACCUUCAAGAAAUAUGGAAGAUCAAGAAGAUGCCGCGGCGGUGUCGGAGGGUCAUGGGCAAACGAUGUGUAUAUCAUUAGCAUCUCUGUCUUGCCAAGACCUCGACCAAACAUUCGUCCAAGACCAGCUUUACCAGUUUCCCGCGCACAACUUGAUCUCGGUUUCGUCAUCGACGCGUCUAGCGGCGUCCGCGGAAAUGCCAACUUCCAGCGCAUCGUCAACUUUGUCAGGAACAUUGUUAGCUCCUUCGUGAUCUCCUCGCGUGACACGCGUGUUGGUAUCGUGACGUACUCCAACUCGCCCUUGGUGUUACUCAAGUUUACCCAGUACAUGAGUUUGCCCACAGUGACUCGGGCCCUAGGUCGAGUCAGGUACCUGGGCGGCGCUACAUACACGGCCUCCGCUCUGGACACUGCAAGAAACGUUCUCUUUGCCCAAUCGAGACGUCGCCGAGUCCUUGUGGUAAUAACCGCUGGUCGGUCUAGCGAAUCUGUCGCCGUGGCGUCCCGCAGGCUUAAGAAAUCCGGCGUCACCGUCAUUUCCAUCGGGGUUGGGCGGGGCAACAGGUACAAGUUCAUGCAGGUCGUCACCAUGGCAACGAGUAAGAGACACGUGUUCACCGUGAGGUUCAGAAAUCUUGGUUCUUUUGUUAGAAUCGUCAAGUUCAAAAUUCUCGUACCUGCGCAUCGUGUCCCCCCAAUCAAACCAGGAGGCCGAGUGUGCAAAGCAAGACUUGACUUGGGAUUCCUGGUGGACGGAUCCGGAAGCAUCAAAGCCGCGCGCUUCAAAGGCGUCAAGCGUUUUAUCCAGAACGUCAUUAGCAGGUUCCAUAUCUCACCCAAACACACACGCGUGGGUCUCGUCCUCUACUCCAACAACCCUUACAAGAUCUUCGGCUUUAACAAGUACACCAACAAGAACGCAGCCAUGAAGGCUACCGGACGCAUCCCCUACCCCAGACGCGGUACCAAGACGGGUCGGGCGUUGGCCUAUACCGGAAGGUACCUUUUCCGAUCCAGUAAGCGCCGUAGGGUGUUGAUACUGCUGACCGAUGGUCGGUCAUAUGAUCGCGUAUCGGCUCCGGCGCGCAAACUGCGCCAAGCAGGAAUCCAUAUCUAUGCUGUCGGUGUGGGAAGGAACUAUAACAUUAAGCAGCUGCGGUCCAUUGCCUCGUCUCGUCGGGACGUGUUGACAGCGAGAUUCAGAAAUCUUGAUUCUCUGGUUAGGGUUAUCAAGAUGAAGGCUUGUGGCGAUGUCGGACCUGUACCCGUGCCACGCCCAGCCCCAAGACCCCAUCAUGUCUCUUUCACGUACCACUGGGUCGGAUGUUACAAGGACAAACGAUCCCGCGCGCUCUCACGCUACCUCGGGAACUUCGGUCACUUGCCUAACCCGGUACAGAAAUGCGCUAUCCGUGCGCACAGAUUGCGAGUGAAAGUAUUCGCCGUGCAGAACGGAGGACAGUGCUUCGUGCCGAGACGCAGACGAGGAGACUCUCGUGGAUACAACAAGUACGGACCGUCCGAUAAAUGUCGCCGUGGACGAGGAGGGCCAUGGGCGAACGAGGUGUACAAGUUCGGGAGAGGCCGCCCAGUUCUCGUCACGUGGUCUUUCGUCUAUCGCGGAUGCUACAAGAUAGGUCGAGGCUCUUCCGGACGAAAGCUUGUCGAUUUCCGUCGUCUUCGAAACCUUCAAUCUGCCAUCACGCGCUGCGCCAUGCUUGCACAGAAACGCGGUUACUCGGCUUUUGUACUCAGAAACAAAGGAGAAUGCUGGUCGGGACCGCUGGUCCACAAGAACGCCGUCAAGUUCGGUCGGUCACGUGGUUGUACGGGACAUUAUGGUGGACGAAAGGCACAGAGUGUCUUUUAUAUUCGCAAUAUACGCCCCAAACCCCAUUCCCGACCAAGACCGUUCCCGCGACCACGCCCUCGCCCUAGGCCCACGACUUACCACUAUCGCUCGGCCGGUUGCUGGAAAGACAGGAAACGUAAGCGUGCGCUCCCCACCAAGCUAGGCACCUGGACCCGUAACCCAAUCACGGCCUGCUUCCGCGCCGCUCUUAAGCGAGGGUACAAGGUGUUUGCUGUUCAAGCCGGAAAAACGUGUUGGUCAGGACGUAACGCGCAUGCUACUUUCGGACGGUAUGGCCCGUCCGGACGAUGCCGCCGUUGGAAGGGCGGGUACCUGGCUAAUAAUGUGUACAGGAUUUCAACAGGACCCUUACCUAAACCCCGCCCACUACAACGCCUCAGAGGGCAUCCGUACCACAGCUUAGGCUGCUGGGGUGACAAGCGCCGGCGAGCCUUACCCAGGCGUCUCGGGAAAGUCAACGGGCGGCACGCCAUUCGUCAAUGCUUCUUUAAGGCGCUGCGCAAGGGACUCCGGUAUUUCGCAGUCCAGAACCGUAACGAGUGUUGGGCCAGUCCAAGUAGGACGUAUCGCAAGUAUGGAAGGCGUAGAGUCUGUAGGAAUGGAAGAGGUGGACGAUGGGCGAACAGUGUCUACGAAAUUAAAAACGGUAUCCAAUGGAGACGCGCCCUGAAGCGUAUUCGCCUCAUUCAACUCGAACUGAAUCAGCGGUUAUACAGACAACGUAUGCGGCAGCUCCAGAGACGGCUCGAGCGAAAGCGACGACAACGACUUCGACGACAGGAGCGACGAAAACGACAUCUGGAACGACAACGUCAACGCUACUUGGAGAAACUACGGCGUCUAAAACACGAAAAGCACUUGCGGCGCUUGAAGCGUUUGCGGGAACAGUGGGGACGGCGGCAACGACAGCUAGCCCGCGAAAAACGGAUAAGACGUGAAAACAAAAGAAAGGAACGAGAACGACUUCGAAGAGAGCGGGUAAAACUAAUGGAACGGUUAAGAAGAAGAAAGCUGGAGCGCGCGAGAAGAAUUCGGAAGGAGAGAAUGAAGCGCCUUCAGAUGAUGAAGUUGCGGAAGAUUCUACUUGAGAGAAAGCGCCGCGCGGCGAAAAGAGCUAGAAUUCGGCAUGAGAAGCUGAUGCGCAAGUUGCGGUUGCAACAAAAGAUGGAGGAACAACGGCGUCGUCGCAGAGCACAUCAGAUUGCUCAACGCCUGCUGAAGCUAAAGAGAGAAAGACAACGAGCUGGCGCCAAACGUCGAGCCGCAAUUCGAAUUCGCAUGGAACAGCUAAAACGAAAACGGGAAUUAGAACACGCGCGAAAAAUAGAGUUCUUGAGACGUCAGAAGCUUCGGAUAGCGAAUGAGAUUGCCCGGAAGUUGGCGCGCCAAAAGCAACAAAAAGCCCGGAAAAAGCAACGCUUUAUUCAACGCAAGACGAAGAAGACAAAACGGAAAGGCAAAGGACAGGAGUACGAGUGGUACACGUUCCACAACAGCUGGGUCGGAUGCUUUUCGGACAAACCCGAAAGAGCGAUGGGAAAGAUGAUCCAAGAUUUACGCAGUCAUCGGGAUCCCAUCGGAAGGUGCUCGGAGCUUGCCGUCAAACAAGGAUAUCAGGUCUUCGGAGUGCAAGAUGGUGGUCAGUGCUUUUUUGGUCCGAAAGCUCAUAUUACGUACGAUAAGUACGGUACAUCGAAACAGUGCAAGGAUCUGAAGGGCGGCAAAUGGGCCAAUGAUGUGUAUGAGAUCAAAGAUGGCGACGCGCCUCCUCCAAUCCCACACAAGGAAGCUUCCAGUAAUACCGUGGAAUACAUCAUAGAGUAUGUAGGCUGCUUUAAAGACGAUGCCCGCGACCAUGCAGUUGGUCGCAAGGUCGCGACCUUCCGCGGCAAAGACGCGGUCGACAAAUGCUCCGAGGAGGCGAACAAGCGAAAACUCAGUUACUUUGCACUUCAGAAUGGUGGAGACUGUUACACUGGUCCCAGUGCUGCCGCUACUUACAUGAAGUACGGAGCUUCUAAGGGCUGCAAAGGAGAAACCGGAGGUGUAUUGGCCAAUAGCGUGUUCGUAAUCAGAUUAGGAAAAUCCCGUCGCCCCCACCCAUCACCCAAGAAAACACAUGCACCCUUCAUGCGUCGAACAGUUGGUUGCUAUAAAGACCGGCCCAAUUCUCCUGCCAUGGGUAAGAAAAUCGGGGACUUCCGAGGAAGAAAAGAUCCGGUUAAGGAUUGCUUCGAGGCGGCAGCUCAGGGCGGAUUCCACGCCUUUGGAUUGCAGAAUGGAGGAGAGUGUUUUUCUGACGUUGGUGUUGAGAAAACGUUCCAGAGAUACGGCUCGUCGCAUAAAUGCAGUGCUGGACUUGGAGGAUACCUGGCUAACAACGUAUACAUGAUUAUAAAAGGAGUGACUAUCACUGAACAUACCACAACUCACACCACUGAAGAAAUUAUAACCACCACUUCUACAGUUUCCGAGGAGAUUGUUAUCGAGCAUGCCGGUUGCUAUAAAGACGAUGCCCGCGUCCCCGCAGUGGGCACCAAGGUUGCGACCUUCCGCGGUAUAGACGCGGUCGACAAGUGCUCCGAGGAGGCGGCGAAGCGAAAGUUUAGUUAUUUCGCGCUGCAAAACGGCGUAGAUUGCUACACGGGCCGAGACGCUGAGAAGACCUAUAACAUAUACGGUACAUCGGCUGCUUGUAAGGACGGCAGAGGAGGAGUCUUGGCUAAUGAUGUUUAUGUUAACAAGAAAGGAAACUCAAAGCAACCUCAUAAGGCUUCACAUUCUCAAACUACCGCUCAAACAACGCAAACAUCGUCAUCAUCUGAAGCAUCUCAGAACUCGUUCUCCAUUCAAAUGGUCGGCUGCUUCAAAGACAAUAUACCACAUGCAUUGGAUGUUGAACUUGGCGACUUUAAAGGGAAACCGGACUCUGUCAUCCAGGAAUGCUUCGAAGCUGCUGUCAACAAGAAGUAUACAGCAUUCGCCGUGCAGAAUGGUGGAAAGUGCUUCUCAAGUCCUUCCGCUAGAACAUCCUACAAGCGGUACGGAAACAGCAGCGACUGUCGAGAAGAUGUUGGCGGAAAAAUGGCAAACAGUGUGUUCUUCAUCUCACAAGGGAAAAGAAGCGAUGCGCAAGUUGAUGUGCCGGUACCUCCUGACGGACAGGAGCACGUGUCACAAGACAGACCACGACAUCAAACAUACGAUGAACAUGAUGAUCUGCUUGGAGAUAAAAACAGCGGACUAGAGGUAAACAUGACGAUCCCUUUACGUGGCAUCAUAUUGAUGCUAGUCGUUAGUACAGCUCUUGCUGAGCUCAAUAACUACAACGCCUUCGACUCGCCCGAGGAGGCAAUCAAUCAGAGGUCAAAGCGUGAACUCGAUGAGGAAAGUGGACAAGGAAGUGCUGACGAUGUGGGAAGUGCUGAGCCUGCAGUCAACAGCGAUGAUGAUGAGAGCGCCUCUAAGCGCCAAUCAUUGGCGUAUGGUGUGGCAAUGAUGGCUCCUGACUACAACCAGAAGCUUUCAUGUUGCCCAACCGGCAGCUUAUGUCCAGGCCUACCUCCAUGCUCGUCCUACCAGGGCUACCAAACCUACCAAGCCCAGGCCGGCACUCCUGUGGUCAGCUAUGCUGCCCAACAAGGUCAUGCGCAGCAUCCAGCCGUUGAGGAGAAGCCUUCACUGGAUACAAAGCCUGCAGAAGACAAGCCUAAGAUUGAGGCUGCCAAGCAGGAAGCAACGGCUGAUAAUAAGGCUGAGCCAAAGAAAGAGCAAGCUUCAGGGAUUAAAGAUGCACCUGAGGCCACGCCUAAGAAGGGAGCUGAUAAGGCCACGCCUAAGGAGGUUGAGGCAUCCGGAGAUGAAGUUGCAUCCGAGGCAGAGGCUAAGCCCGUUGAGGCAGCCAAAACUGAGUCUAACCCUGCGAAGGAAGACAAGCCUGCCGAGAAAGCCAAGGAGGACAAGGCUGGACCAGCUAAGGAGGAUAAGCCUUCGAAAACGAGUCCGAAGGUUGGCAAACCCCAUCCCAAAGGUGAAAUCCUGGGCGGCGAGAGCAGCGACCCGCUAGAUAUUGCCGGGGAUACCGUUGACACCGAUGCGCCCGCGGAGGAAGAAACCACCGAUGAAGAAGGUAGUGGCCAGGACUACUGGGGACCAGAAGAAGACAGCGCCUAUGACUACCCCCCUAGGUCUAGCUGUGUCCCAUGCCCUCCCGGACCAGAGCUACCGAUUUCUAACACAGCUGUUCCAGCAAAGACCGCUGCCAGUGCCAAUGUUGAUCUUGUCAUCUUGAUCGACGGCUCAAGGAGUGUUGAGCGCUCAGGCGUUGGCAACUUCCGACGAGCUAUCGACUUUGCUCGUGACCUGACGUCAUCGUUCGUCGUUUCUCCGAGGCACACACGCGUUGGUUUGAUGGUUUACGGCAAACGAGCUUAUAAAGUAUUUGGCUUCAAUGAUUAUCGUGACAACAAUCGCCUUUUCACCGGCUUCAACAAACCAAUUAGAUACCCGAGGGAGCGCGCACAAACCGCUACCGCUUUGCGAUCUGCUUACCGCACCUUCUUUGGCAGAAAUAAAAGAUCGGCACAGAAAGUCCUUGUUCUGGUAACUGAUGGUAAGAUAAGGGACGCAAAAGCGAAACGUCAAUCACAAUCCAUCAAACGCCGCGGUGUCAAGAUCUAUGUGGUGGGCGCCGGCAAGUACUUCAACAUCAAACAGCUUGAAGCAAUGGCUUCGCGCAGGCCCAAAGACCACGUGUUUACAUCAGGCUGGAGGCAUCUCGGCCAUAUCGUCAGUGACGUCAAGAAGCACAUUGCUCUUGGUGCUGGCGGCCGUUUGGUUCGCGCUACAUUCCGCGCAUGCGGAGGCUGCGGACGAGGAGGUCGGCGACCUGGCGGACGUUACCCUGGAGGAUAUAGACCAAGACCCGGAUAUAGACCUUGGCCAAGACCCGGAUAUAGACCUUGGCCAAGACCCGGAAGAACGCCUGGACGCAGACCAGGAUAUAGGCCCGGAUAUAUACCACCAUUUGUACCUGGCAUAAUACAUCCCGGUCGCAGACCCGGGUGGAGACCUGGAGGAAUACCCGGAAGAACGCCUGGACGCAGACCUGGAGGAAGGCCCGGAAAUAUACCACCAUUUGUACCUGGCCUAAUUAUUCCCAGUCGCAGACCCGGAAAAAGGCCUGGACCCAGACCCGGAAUAAGGCCAGGGCGUGGAGGACGUAUCCCUAAGCCCGCAGUGGUCUACCCACUUAAUGGCAUCACUGGUGCCCGUGACGUCACUCGUAGACCCAACAACGGACGCCCGGGCGUUCUCAGACCGGACAGAGGACCGGACCGCAAGCCGUCCGGUGCCAAGCGCUUCUUGGGUAACCCCAAGAGUUACAUCAUUUUCCCGCGCACUCCCAAGCUGCGAAACGUGAAGUCGAUCACGAUCAGCGCUUGGGUCAAGCCCCUUAGCAAUGGACCUAUCUUCCACUUCAACCCACCAGGGUGGGGAGUGCAUGUCUGGAUUGUGAAUAAUAACCAACUCUUCGCUCGGUUUGUGUCCAAAAAGACUCGCAAACGCGUCAAGUAUGUAAUAAGUCCUCGUUCUCUACGAAAAAAUCGCUGGAGCUUUAUCGCGGCUGCUUAUAAUAAUCGCCGGGGUGUCGCCACUCUUUCCGUGAAUGGUUUCCCCGUCAUCUCUUCCUUCAUCGGUCCCCUCAAAGGACUCGCCACUAACUACCCGUCGGUGAUCGGUAGUAAGCCCAAUGACAAGCGUCGCUUCCGCGGCAGCAUCUCUUGCGUGCAGAUCUUUAAAUCUGCACUGAACAGUGAUCAGCUUAGGAACCGUCGUGUCAUCAGGUCAAAGAAAUGCUUCCGUGGAAAGUGGCCAUUACCAGUACCUCGUCCCAAACAAGUACCGACUAGUUUGGUUGCAUUCUACCCACUCGAUAUAUUCCGUGGUGGUCGCGACCUCAGCUACAACCGUGCACCAACGGUAAUACUACGCGGUGUCCGACCCGGCCAAGGCCCAGGCGGCAUAAAAGAUACAUCAUUUGUGUUCUACGGCCGUGGAAACAGCUACGGUUACAUCCCGACUUCCCGCCGACUAGACAUUUCUGGUUCCAUUACGAUUGUUGCUUACAUCAACCACAACCCCGGACGAAGCCCCCGAACGCGUUCGGGACCUAUCGUUGACUUCCGAAGAAAUCGUCGUGAUUCAUCGGCUGUUCGUGUCUGGAUGUUAAGGCCUGGUGUUCUCUAUGCUCGUUUUGGUAAUGGAAAGCGCUUCAUCGUUAGAAGAGCUGUUCCUAAAAAGGCCUGGACCUUUAUUGGUGCCGUCUACAAAAAGAGGACGGGUAGAGCAACUCUUUAUGUCAAUGGGUACCGCGUAGCUUCCAGAAAGAUCGGACGUUUCAACAUUGCUCGUAACCGACCGGUUUCCAUCGGUAGCACUCGGGCUGAUCCUCGGCGCCGAAGUUUCCGCGGAAAGAUCUCGUGUUUACAGAUUUAUCGUGGAGCGCUGAGCAGCUACCAGAUCCGCAACGCAAUGAAGCAAUGUCAUAUGCGACGACCUAAACUUCCAGGAAAAUCUGUUUACCGUCGCCCUACUCCGGUGAUCCAGUAUCCACUCGACUCACGCUAUCACUUACACGAGUACCGCAAUCGAGGCCCUAUUGCCUUCCUCUCUUUUGUCCGACCUGCGCCCGGCCCGGACAGGAGACCACAUGGUUCAUAUGAGUUACGUGGAGAGCCUAACAGCUACAUCAAGAUCCCACGAUCUCGAGGAUUGGACGUUCGUGGCACCAUGACCGUUGGUAUCUGGGUGUACCCCAAGGCCCCGGGCCCCAUUCUCAAGUACAACCCAACUGGCAGUGGUUUCAGCAUCUGGUUUACCGGUGGAAACACCAUUAUGGCAAGAUUUUUCAAACGUGGCCGACGACCUUUUAAAUCGUACGACCUCACUGGUAGUAUCCAGCGAUGGAAGUGGAACUUCAUUAGUGCUACUUAUGACCGAAAAACAAGAUAUGCUGUUCUGUAUGUGAAUGGAAGACCCGUUUCCAAGAAACGCAUUCCUCGAAUUACCCUCGCUACUAACUACCCAAUCAUCUUUGGUGUCAAGCCGGGAGAUAGCAGGAGGUAUCGCGGGCGCGUCUCAUGCUUCACGCUGUACAAGCAACCGUUGACCAGACAGCAGAUUCGCAAGGAAAUGCGCCGCUGUUUCCGCAAAGGGCCUUUCGUACCCUCCAGACCUAAGCCACGAGGGCCCAAGCGCGUAGUAGCAGUUUAUCCACUAGACAUUUUCAGUAGAAGACGGGAUACCGCUAGAAUGAAUUCUCCAGCGCGAUUCUCGCGUGUUCGAUACGCCCCCGGUCCGGACGGCCGCCCGGGUGGCUCCGUUUUCUUCCGUGGAAGCCGCAACUCAUACAUCACUUUCCCUAACCAUGGGCAGCUUGACACCGACAGCGCUAUUACUAUGACCGCAUGGAUCUACCCCGGUGGCAGGUCGGGCCCCAUUGCUAACUUCCACCCUAACGCGUGGAAGGUCCACUGGUGGCUGACACGUGGAAGAAGACCGGGCAAGGACAACACCCUGUUUGUCCGGUUCCAGGAUCGUAGUUCCCGCACGAGGCGUCUCGUGCCGGCAGUGACAUCCCCACGGGGAAUGAUCAAGCGGAACAAGUGGUACUACGUCGCGACCACGUAUGACAAGAAGACUGGCGUCGCCCAACUUUUUGUUAAUAACAGACGCGUCGGUCGAAAGUACAUUGGUCGAUUCCGACUGGCUACCAAUUAUCCCAUUCGCAUGGGAGCGCGCAUUAGUGACCGCAGGUAUUACCGCGGUAGGAUCUCAUGUUUCCAGGUGUUCAACUAUGCGCUCUCGCCUGCACAAAUCAAGGCUCGUAGACGGGCUUGCUUCAGAAAGGGUCCAAUCAGGCCUCUCCCGCUACCAAUACCGAGACCAAUACCAAGGCCGCCGAGUCCUCCAUUACCGACGCCAAGUGGCCCAUAUCCAAGAGCAUUCUUCCCCCUCUCCAAGUACACCAAAGGCCGCGACAUCAUGCGAAAGAACAAGCCUGCCAAGUAUGGUCGCGGAGUUCGUUUUGCCCCCGGUCCUUUCCGUGGCACCACUUCCACCCGUUUCCUUGGCAGGCCAGAUAGUUACCUGACCUUUCCCAAUACCAACCUGGAUACCAAGAACUCCCUCACUAUACUAGCGUACGUGUACCCGGAGGGCAAGCCAGGACCCAUCUUCAAUUACAAUACCGGCGCGUGGGGCGCACACUUCUGGGCUGUCGGUCGAAAUGGAAGAAGCCUCUUUGCAAGGAUCACCAAGAGAGCAGGCCGCAAAUUCACACGUCAUGUAGCCAAGAAGGUCUUAGUCCCUAGGAGGUGGCAGCUGGUCGCGGUGACCUACAGUUACACCAAGGGAAGGGUCAGCCUUUACAGAAACGGAAAGAGGGUCAGUACUCAAAAGAUCGGCCAAUUCCGCAUUGCCACAAAUUACCCGGCACGCAUGGGAGUGAAAUUACGCGACAGACGGUACUUCAAGGGGAGAGUCGCCUGUCUGCAGAUCUUUAGCUCACCGCUGACUGUAUCGCAGAUGGCCAGGGCAGCAAAAAAAUGCCGUAAAGCUGGCCUUACACCCUUGGGCCCAGUUCAUCCUCUGCCACCAACACGACCAGAAUCAAACAAUCCCGUUGCAGUCUACCCACUCAACCGUCUUUUCAAGUUCCGCCCUCUUCCAACCCCAAGUAACCGUAGACCCCCCUUUAACCUGCACGGUCGGGGCAGGGGCGUCUCCCUUGACUACGGGCCGGACGGAAAGUGGUCUGCGUACAAGUUCUACGGACGACCAAACAGCUACAUCGAAAUACCCAACCUUGGCGCCUUAGACACCGUCAACUCAAUCUCCAUCCUUACGUGGAUCCGACCGGAGAACCGAGAUGGUCCCAUCGUGAAUUAUCAUCCGCGCGCUUGGGGGGUACACUUCUGGGUCGUGGGCCGAGGAAAGCUGCUUUUCGCGCGCCUGUCCGAACGAGGCUCCAGGAGGAUGUACCGGCCACUAGUGGCGAGACUCAAGCCGUACAAGUGGCAGUAUGUGGGAUUCACUUUUGACCGCAGAACGAGACGAGCCAGGCUAUAUAUCAACAACCGUGUAAGGAAGACAAGGCGAUUCAAGCGGCCCUUCAAUUUGGCUACUAACUACCCUGUGCGCGUGGGAGCCAAGAUCGGCGACCGUAGGCGAUUUAAGGGCAAGAUCUCCUGUCUGCAAUUCUACAACAAGGCCUUGUCGGCACGACAGGUCAGAAACAAGAGGCGCACGUGUUUCUCUAAACGAGGACCUCUGCCAAGGCGUCGCCCUGUUAAACCCGCUGGGAAAGUGUGCCGCAAGUCGCUCGACCUCGCGUUCCUGGUAGACAGCUCUGGUAGCAUCCGCCAUGCCGGCCGACAGAACUACCCCAGAAUGAAGCGCUUUAUCCAGCGUAUCAUCGGGGCCUUCAAUCCCCGCAAGGCUCGCAUCUCCGUCACCAUCUUCUCCAACCGACCCAGGACCAUCUUCAGUGGAGGAAGAUACAGGAGCAUUGCGCAGAUGAACAGAGCUGUCCUUCUGAUGCCUUAUUUUGGCCAAGGUACAUAUACCGGAAAAGCGCUGCGCUACGUCGCAAACAAAGAAUUCCGACGCUCUAGUCGUCGCAUCAGGACAAUUCUACUCCUAACGGACGGCAAACCCACGGAUGGACGGAGUGUCGUGUCUGCUGUGCGCAUGCUCAAGCAAAAACGGGUGACAAUCAUCUCUGUGGGAGUCGGAAACCGUGUAAAUACCCGCGUGCUUCGUACGAUGGCUUCCAACAGACGUCUCGUGUUCAGAUCCGGAUUCAGCAGCCUGUCACGUAUUGCAUCACUGGUCAAGAGAAAGAUCUGCACACGCCCUGGAAAGAAACCAAAGAAACCUAAGGUGUGUCGUCGAAACGUGGAUGUCAGCUUCGUGGUUGAUUCCUCAAGUCGCACCACCUCGUCUGCUUUUAAUCGCAUUACGACGUUCAUCACUCGCAUCUCCUCCGUUCUGUCACGUCCAUCACGCAUGAGUGUCGUUUCCAUCCAAGGCAGGCGCCCCGUCACGAUCUGUAGACUCAGACGUAAUGGUCACCGAUUGCGUCGUAUUGUAAGAUCUCGACUUCGCCUCCGCUAUGCCAAGGUUGUCCGAGCAGCACCCGCCCUAUAUAGAGUUAGAAAGCUUUUCAAUAAAAGCAGCCGUAAAACUAAAGUUGUGGUAUUCCUUGGAACGCGAAAGUACCGUGAGAGUUUUGCACGACCCGCACUUCUCCUGAAGAGGAGAGGAAUUAACAUGAUCACGAUUGGCGUCAACAAUUAUAACUCCCGCCAGCUCCGCAUGCUUGCUACGUCCAAGAAAAAUUUCAUCGGAACAAGUAGUAGGACUUUGAAAAGACUGGUGCGACUUGUGAAGAGAAAGAUUUGCAGAGCACCCGCCAAGAUGCCCACCAAACGUCCUGGCAAGCGACCUCAACGUCCCGGGAAAAACACUGGUGGUCGCAAACCUUCCAGAGUUUAUCUAAUACGUAAACAGCGGAUCAUGAUCAUCAGGCGAGAACUCAGGAUCCUGAUCAAGCGUCUUCGCGACCGCAGACGCCGACAGAAUGAACGUCUGCGUAAACGCCUUGACAGACAACGAAAGCGAUACAAACGCGAAAUGCGCAUUCGUUAUCUGCGCUACAUUCGCCGCAUCCGCAUUCUCAGUCGACAGAAGCGCGUCCGCCAGGUUAACAUACUCCGCAUCAGGUACAAACGCAUGGUGCUACGCAACAAACGCCGACAACGCAUCAGGCGUUUACGGGAGAAGAAACGUAGACAGCGCCGUGAACGCGCCUGGCGCCGCAGAAUUAACAACUUGAGAAAGCAUUAUCGCCAGAGAAUUCGCCGAAUAAAGCACAUGAAUUACCGCCAGAUUACUCGAUACAUCCGCAACGAGCGCGUCCAAAGCAUUGUACGUGAACGCUUGCGUAUAUUACGACUGCGAAGAGAACGACAGCUGAGACGCAUACGAAGAAUCCGUAUGCGCCGAUUGCGCGAGAAGCGCCGCCGAGAGCGCCUGAGACGCCUGCGAAAGAUUAGGGAAGAAAGAAGACAAAGAGAACGUAUGAAAAAGCUGCGCAGGAAGAGAUUUUUAGCACGUCUGAGAAGACUAAAGCGUCUCCAUAGACUGCAACAGCUCAAGAUGUUGAAGAUUCAGCGACAGAAAAUGAUUAGAGCGCAAAGACGCCGUCAACAACAAAGGCGUAUUCAAAGAGCUAGAGAGCGUAAACGUUUUGAGCGACGCUGGAGGCAAAUCAUCCACAAGCAGCGUAAUAUCUUCCGUAAAAACAUCAUCCGUAUUCAGCGAACCAAACGAUUGAUCUACCUCCGUAACCUACGCCUCAGGCGUCAAAUUGCUGCAAUGCGCAAGAAACAGAGAGAUAUUUUACGCAAACAAAAGGCAAAGCGUAGAAGGCGUAUAAAGCAGUGCCUGAAAAGACUUCGCCCAAUCAACGCAAGAAUAAAAGCCCUGCGAAAAUCCAGCAGCGCGCAAGCCCUUGUAAUUCGUCGUGUCAAGUCGCAAGCAAGUCGUAUUCGACGCAUCAGAAACCGAGGUCGUCGUGCGCGUCGUUUGUCCUCUAUUCGUCGUGCUCUAUCUAGACGUGUACGAGCGCGAAGACGCAUUGUUGCCUCCAUCAGAAGUCUACGCCGGCGACGAACACAAAUCAAGAAGCAAUGCAGGCGGGCAGGAGACCGCAACUACGCACGGGAACAGCGAAUUCGCAGAGAAAUGCGAAGACGCGCUCGCCUAAGGCGCUUGCGGUUUAUGAGAAACCUUCGCCGCAUCCAACGUCGCAUGCGACAACUUGCGGCCAGAAACCGUCGUUUGAAAAAAUCCUUGAAACGCAGUGAGAAGCACAAACAGGGAUUGUCUCGCGCAGCCCGCCUCCGCUUGAUCAGGGAACGUAAGGCAUUCCUACGCAGACUUCGACAACAACGACUCGCCUGGCUUAAGCGUCAACGUCAGUUGAUCAACCGUCAGAAGCGCUUGGUAAAACUGCGUGAGGCGCGUGAACGCGCACGAGUUGCACGACGAAAACGUCAGUUGGCUAACCUCAGACGCCAAAUCACGAGAUUGACGCGCUUAUUGGCACAAAACAAGCAAUCAAUGAAGACGUACAUUCGGCGCAUUUCAAUCUACCGCAGGAAUUUGACGCGUAUCAUCAAGAUCAAGAGCCAGCAGCCGCGCGUUAAGGUGAUCAGGCGUACCAUGCGCAAACUGCGCAUCACGGUAAGGAAGUACAGGAUCACCGUCAACCGCUUAACGAGACAACUCCGCAAUUUGCGCAACCGCGUGAGACGAACCGUUAGAAUCAUCAUGUGGAAACAACGCAGCCGCGCAAAACGUGAUUUGCGACGCUUGGCCCGAAAGCUGAAGAACCUGAGGCGCAGUGUUAGGAUCUACCGCCGUCGCUACAUCCGCCUCAUCAAGCGUUUGAAGAAUAAGCUGAGGAGGUUGGGUCGAUCCAGGCCACGCAGACGCGUAGUCAUUAUCAAAAAAAUCAACGUCUACAAGCAUUACAUUAAGAGGUAUGUUAAUACAAGUAAAACGCAAGAAAAACGUCUGACGCGACUCCUGAUAAAUGCGCGCAACCGCCUCCGUCGGGUGAUCCGUCAGCAAAAGGCACGAGACCGUGCAAGACGACUACGCGAACGAAGGCGCCGAUUGGCGCGUGAGCGUGAAAGACGCUUGCGCGAGAAGCGCCUUCGUGAACAGCGUAAACGACGCAACCAGUCGUAUCAUCGCGUUGUUCGUAACCUCAACUACCAGCUUAUCAGACAGAGGCGAAACCUGCGAAACCUGAUGAAAAGGCAGCGAAACAAGAACAGCCGCAUCUUUAAGAAGCGUGUCCGUGUGUUGAAGAUCUACAUCAAGCGCAUGCGUACCAGCAUCACCCGAAUGAGGAAUAUCCACAGACGACAGCUCACCAGAAUCAGGAAACGAUUUGCCAGGGAACGUAGAAAGCGCCAGAAGGCCCGUGCGCGUGCCCGCCGAAUCAGACAGAGACGCCAAGCCCGUGAAAGGCGCAUCUACAACGAUCUCAAGCGAAAACGGCUGCGACAUAUUCGCCUACUGCGUCAAAAACUUAGGAAGGCUGCGCUUAGAUUCCAGCGGUACAAGGUGAAGCGCGGUAAAUGCAAAGACCGAAAGCUCCUGAGAAAGAUCAGGCUCCUCAAGCAGCAGGGACGACAACGUGCUCUCGCACACGCCAGAAGACUUCUGAGGAUUCAAAGACUGAGGAAACUUCGACAGCAACGAGUAAGACGACAACAGAUGAAACUCCUAAGACUUAUUAAGCUUCAGAAACGCAAUUAUCGCUUGUACAAGAAACGAAUGCAGUUGAAGCGACGUGCCGAGAGGCUGAGGCGCCUGCGGCAAAGACAAGCGGCGGCCCGUAAACGACGAGCAAGAGCAAGAGCUAGGGCAAGACGUGAGCGACUAAUGAUCUUGAAAAUGAAGAAGAUUCACAGCCGUCACAUGACAAUCCUAAGGAAUAAAAUGCUGCGACGACGUCGACUCGUCCUGCUUCGUCUCAGACAAGCGAUGAGAAGAAGAACAAAAGCACAGAGAAACGCGGCACAGAAAAGAUACCGUCAGACUCUCAAGCGCUUGAGACUCCUGCGAAAGAGAAUGGACCGUGAAAGGCGACGAUACAUCUUGAAGCAACAACGUUUGGACGCGAUACGUAAGCGACGACGACAACGCGAGAGACUCUUGCGCCGCCGAAGAGACCGACAGAGGCGUCUGCGACAAAGGAGAAGGAUGCGGCGUUUGAGGAAGAUUAUUGAUAACCUUCGCAAACGUGAGAUCCGCAGGAAGGUCAUCCUCCGACGCAGAAUCAACAGAUUGAAUAAACGCAUGAGGAUCUACAUCAACCGCAUGAGGCGCAAGCACGGCAAGGCUCGUCGCCAAUACAACAUAAGGGUGAGAAUACUUCGCCGCCAAAUUACUAUCCUUCGAAAGAAUAAGACCGCUAAACGCUUGAGGCAACGUCUAGAUAAAGUGAUGAAUCACGUGCGCCGCCUGAAAAACCGCCUUGCGCGUCAGAGACGAGAGCGUCUUCGCCGGAAGCGAUUGAACCGCAAGCGACGCCAGGCGCUGAUCCGCAAGCACCUUGCGCGUCUCAGGGACCUACGAAGCAGACAAAAGCGCGCACUUCGCAUACGACUCGCCAAGCUGCGACGGCAGCGUAUCUUAAUGCGCCGCAAAAUGCGUCAGGAAAUCGCCAAGGCUCGCGCCAAUGCUAACCGCCGACUUAUCAUCCGCCUACGGAUUUACCGCCAGAAGAUGAGACGUAUUGCCAAGCGACGCCGUGCUCGCUUGUUGCGCCUUCAGCGCCUCAGAAGAUUGCGAAUCAAACGUGCAAGAACCGCUGCUAAGGAGAGGCUGAACCGCUUGAAGCUAAGACGUUUGAAGGCGAAAUGCAGACGAAGUGCUCGUGUUUUACGUCGUUUGAAGAUUCGUGCACAACGGCCAUGUAAGCUUAUCCGCGCAGUACAGCGCCGCAUCAACCACCUUCGCAAGCUUCGCCUUAGUUUGACGCGAAUGAUCACAAGCAAACGUGUAGUUCUUGUAAGCGCGAGAAGGCCAGAUAGGGUGAUUCGUUCAGGAAGGGUCCGAGGAAAGAAACGUGGACACAUUAACCGCCCACAGAAAAAGAACGUCCCAGCUCUGUUUUCCGGCGCGGAUUACUACUGGUCGUUUGACAAGGCUGACAACUCUGAGACAAAGGACUUGAUUCACGGACACGUCGCUAAACUUGAUGACGGCGCCGUGGUUCAACCGAGCACAGAGAGAGACGCGGUAGCACAGACGAACAAGAAUGGCAAGCGCGGGUGGAUUAACCUUGGGGAUUUUGACGGUAAAUGCUUCAGCGACCCGUCUACCUGUGAGCACAAAGGUAUGACCGUUAUGGGGUGGUUCAAGCUUGAUAAGAGCGAAGUGUCCAAACCAAGCGAGUACAUCAUGUCUACCGGAGGUCAGACCACCAAGGCUCGCGGAUUCGCCCUUCUCAGGAUCGCCAAGAAGUACAUCCUCAUCCUUAGCACCAAGCACAGGCAAUGGAAGCUCGCUUUGAAUGAUCUUCCCAAUGAAUGGUUCAACCUGGCCUUCACCUGGGAAGACAAGAAGCAGCUAAAACUGUUCGUCAACGGUGAACUGAAAGCCAAGACAACGGCAACGAAGGUGUCACGCCCCAGUGAUAGCUUCACCAACUUCUACAUCGGACGGCCCAACAACUCCGAGCUGAGCAAGCACAGAAUGGCACUAGCCCUGGAUGACCUUGCUUUGUGGGAGAAGGCGCUGACCAAGGACCAGAUCAGAGAAAUCGUUGAUAAAGGUGAUGAGACCGAAGAGCAAGAUGAAACUGUAAACUAAGUGUUCAGGAGGACAAACUUUCAUGCAGAUUGCAAGAUUAUUAUACGAAUGAAGUUUUAACACUUCUUUGUAAUUGAGAAUCCAAUUAUAAAAUGAAUACGUGGAAAUUUACUUAACUUAGUUCAAGUAGCUUAGAUUAUCAGUAGAGCUUCAGGCAUAGUAGCAAUUUUAUUAACCCGUGAAAUAGACCCCAGUACACCAACCCUUACGAAGCCCAUCGGCCCUUGUUCUUCUUUUGUUUUUCCAAUUAUAAAUACUCUAUUAACACUCCUUCUUUCACGGGUUAGUGUAAACGAAAACGCUUCCUUGAAAAACGUUACCUUCCCCCCCCCCCCCCCCCCUCUAACAACUUCUGGAAUAGAAAGUCCACCUUUCCAUGUAACAGCUCCUUCUUUCGCCUCAAUCUCGCGUUUGGAAAAAGGGUGUAGUCGGCUGUAGUAAGAAAAGUAGAAAGCUAACGGAAUGAAAUGUUUUACUUGGUAUCGUAGUGUAUGCACUCGUAUGUAGAACUGAAACAAUAAAUAAAACUCUAUGAAUCAA
Molecule: messenger RNA, 57818 nt
Organism: Nematostella vectensis (starlet sea anemone)
Lineage: Eukaryota; Metazoa; Cnidaria; Anthozoa; Actiniaria; Edwardsiidae
Exons: 189
Coding region: 147-57278 (19043 amino acids)
Source: RefSeq, a predicted model, not a curated record